This is a messenger RNA of Xyrichtys novacula (pearly razorfish), 87658 nucleotides long. NCBI's taxonomy places the organism in Eukaryota, Metazoa, Chordata, Actinopteri, Labriformes, Labridae. The record is from the annotation of a GenBank genome assembly.
AUGGCUGAGAGAACCUCCAGCGGGUUGCUAACGAUGAUGUUGGAGCCCACGCCGGCUGUCGCUAUGACCCUGCCGGCGGAGGUCCGGGAGAAGCUGGCGGAGCUGGAGCUGGAGCUUUCAGAGGGUAAGUUGACAAAAACAUGCACUAAAAAGUAAUGCAGCGUGUGUCUAAAGCAUGCUGUAUUUGUUGCCAGAGGGGUGCUUUAAACAUGCAAUUGUUUGACAGCUGUCAGAACCACCGCCCUGUAUAUUGGCUUUGUGGUUCAUGUUUGAAAACAUGCCAGCAUCCCAGAAGUCCCUCUGCUACUAUCAGUCAUCCUCAGGACUCAACUUCUGCUCUAGUUAUGUCCUCCUGACUGCUUUCUACAGGGAGAGCUCAUCUAAACCUCUCUUGUUAAUGACUUACACUGAUUUUUAUUAUUUUCUCACUUUUAGAGGUGAAAUUGAGUUUUUGAGAGAGCUGAAAGGCAUUACCAAAGUUGGCCAGAUGACUAUCUACCACAACGUUCAACAGCUGAGCUGACACACCCAUGCUGCCCUAAUGUGGCCCUGUGUUACACCUGACCAGAGAAUUUGUAUUCUGCAUAGUUAUGAGAAAACUGAGAGCCAGUUUUGUUCUCAUCUUGUAUGGCCAGUUGUCAGCUGAAUUACAUUGCCUCCUAUUUUUAAAACCUUAAAUCAGUCUGCAACAGGAAAAGUCAGAAUACAGAAUCUCCACAGAUUGUUUAACAACAACAGCAUGGUCUGUAGUUUUUAUAUAAGAGACUCUGAUGAUCCUUUUGGACAUUUAUCCCAAAAUAUUGCCAAUGUUGCUGCUGACAUGCACACUUUGUUUGAGUGCAUCCUUGUCUCUGGUGCACAUCUGUUUAGGUUCAUGUGCUUUCUUCAUGUUUCGACUAUUUUAACUUCUACUAUGGUUUUGGGGAAUUUUAUCACUAAACCUGCAAAAAGAGGCUUUGGUUCACAGAUGUCUCGUAGUGGCAUGCCUUUAAAAGUACUAUGAGAUCUACUUUACAAUCAACACUCCUUAAGUGAAGUUAUUUUUUGUACUCCGACAUUGAAAUUUAAUUUAAUUUUAAUUGAAUGUAUAUUUUUCGUCAUUCCCUCUGGUCAUGCUUGCUGCAUACUCAUUAUACUCAUACUCAUUAGAAAGAAGGAUGUCUUCAUAAGUUGGUCCCUCGGCUUCAGUCUGCUACCGAGGCUGCUAUGGCAUGUUAUUACUUUUCCAUACAAAGCCCAAUAUGCUAAGAAAACACUUGAUUUAGUACGCUACCUGAUGGCUUUACUACAAUGAAUGUUAGACACACAUGUUCUGGAUGGCCAACUUUAUGAUUUAGCAGUGAUCAAAGCAGCAUGAUUUGCCCAGAAACUCUCUUUUUCACAUUGUUUGGUGCUCUGAGGGUAUUUGAAACUAAGUAAGUUGUAAUUACCUGGCACUUUAUGGAGUAAAAAAAGCUGAGUUUAUUCUCAUGUUGACCUUAAAUCUUUAAAUGCAGAGUUGUAGUGCACUGUUAAUAAGAGUCAUAAAUUAGGAGCUUGUUUUUCCUCAUGCUUCGCUUUUGUUUUUCUGUUACCUCAAUGAGACCCAUUGUUUUAGUGUGAUCCGUUAUUUGAGCUGCUCUCACGUGGAGAAAUUAGCCGGGCUUUGGUCAAAUUAUACUAAUUAAUGACCUACUUGAAGUCUGGUAAGCUUUGGAGUUUGACCCAGGGGUGGGACCCUAAUUCUUGCCGACUUACAGGAAAACUUUAGAUCUACCAUGAAGCUAUUGUAGUCUGAGAACUUGAAAUAAUAGACGAACAACUGAUCCGUGGAUGAAUUCAAGUCUUUUCUUUUCCUGUGUUGACUGGCUGCAGCAGCAGCUCUCCAGGGUGAGGACUAGGACCAAAGGUGCACGCUUUGAUAAGCACAUUAACUGCCACCAAGGCCCCCUAAUGGGAUAGACGUGUUUUCAGGAGCAACCACCAAAUUAAUCUAUAUCUGUCCAGUUUCCUCUUCCUGCUCUCCACAUGUCACAUCCUGCCAUGUUGGAGCUCUGAUAGCAGUAUCCCCCCGCUGCCUCAGUUACCCUCUGCUUCUUCUUCUUCUUCUCUCUGUGGCUCCAUGCUACCUCGACUUUCUCCCUGAUCAAAGAGCAGAAUGUCAUUCUCUUUUUUUGUAUGGAGAGAAAUCAAUGUCUUUCUUUCCUCUCUCAAAAUCCUUUUCCUGUAAGCGGCUGUGAACUCUUCACCUCAUGAUGUUGCCCUUCAGUUGCCUCCCCAAUGCAUCCUGUCUCAGGAUAGAAUAGACGUCUAGGCUUUAUUGGAAGGAGAUGAGAGCCUGACAAUCCUGCAGGUUUUCUCUCCUCCUCAUUGUGCUCUUCUCACGGGGAUUUAAAGUCAGGCAUGUCUGUGUCCCAAUGAGGGAUACACCAUGGUUCUUUUCAGCGUGCAUGAGCGUAGAGGGACACUGUAUUAUUCAUGAUAUUGAAUAGACGGGUCAUGUAUGUUUUCUUAAGUAGUUAAGUUGAUGAAGCAGCCAUUGGAAUAACAUCAUGAGUCUGAGACAAUUCAGACUCCAUAAUUCUCCUGUGUCAGCAGCCUCAGCCUGCUGAUGUGAGAAAUAAACAACUUGUGCACUCAUAUUGUGUUUUAAUGGAGUGUGGUUCCUCAAGAGAUGCAUUUAUUAUCAAUUUAUCUUUCUAUUUCUUAGCGAGUGUGUGUCUUACAAUGUUCGCUUGUUCUUUUUAUUCCCAACUUCACUCAAGACUGCUGGUACAAAUAUUAUCCCUGUAGCUAAAUAAUCAGAAAAGGUUUUACUUGAGAGACUUGGGACGAGUAUAGUGUAGCAGGAUUACUAAAUAAUGUGAAUACACUUGGUGAGUUAAAGCAGGAUUCAUUGUUAGUGUAAAAAGUAGACUUUAUGUAAGUAAGCCCCUGAAAAAAAGGUGACUGUAAAUCUUUUUUUCUCUCCAUAACUAGGGGUGUCCCGAUACGAUCUUGAUAUCGGUCCAAUAUCAGCAAAAAAACGAAUAUCGGAUUACAUCAGCCUGCAUCUAAAAUCUCCAAUAUCAGCACUCCGAUACAAGCAGUCCGCUCCAGACUCUGCUCCGGCACCUCUAUCUAGCAGUAUGCAGAGCCCUCGUAAUCACAGCAAAAGUGUGUACUAAGGUACUAACAAAGUAGCAAGGAGUAGGAGUGAUGUUGGCCUUGUGGCAGUAUUUUUCAUUACAGUCCGAAAACGACAUUAUAGCUGAGUGCAAACCUUGUCAUACACAGUUUUGUGCCAAUAUCGGAUCAAUAUUGAAGGCUACAAUAUCGGUAUUGUAUCGGAAGUUAAAAAGUUGUAUCAGGACACCCCUAUCCAUAACAGGAAUUCCCUCCUGGGGAUUAUUAAGGUAUUUCUGAUUCUGAUCUGAUUCUGAUAACUUAAGAUAUUCCUAACUGAAUAAGUAACGCAAAGAAAAAAAACAUCUCCAGGCAUUAUUGCUAAAAGAAGGAUUUGAGAUAAUGCAAAAUAUGCUGACUUGCUUGCAAAACGGAUGCAUAUAGCCACGCAUGUUGGUUUCCAACCAUGCUCCAACUGCCUCUUAACUUUCACUUGAUCCAAGAAAAGGGAAAACCGCCUCCAAAACACCCAACAAAAGGUCUUACUUAUGGUAUCUGUCUCUAGCAAACUGACAUUCCUUCAUCAUCUCACAACCCGGCUAUGGAAAAGGUCUUGUCUGUGGUAUUCCUCCUCAGCUGACCUGGAUGCAGAUAAGCGGUCAAAAGUUGGGGCGUAAAGGAGGCCAAGAAGACUGAUGAUCCCUAUUAUCUCCUGCAGGGAGGAAAAAAGGGAAAGAGACAUGUCUGCUGAGUAAUUCAUAGACUCGCUCCAUCAUUCUCUGCUUCUGCUCCCUCCUCCUUUGUUUGCUCCCUAAACCCUCUGAUUACAAAGUCAUUUUUAGUCCAGUGCUGGUGAAUACUGGGACUGCCAAACCCUCGGGUCGGUCAUUACAUUUGUUUGGCCUGCUCUAUUUCAGCAAACAUUUACAGGGAGGCAAAUCAGGUUUUUUGGUAGUUUAGCUGGUGCUUUGCUUGUUUACUGUUGUCGCGUUGGAAGAAGAUCCAUCAGCAUGAAUUUUUGGGACUGUGUUUUGAGAGUUUUCUGCUUCAUUAUAGGCCAGAUUAUGUGUUCAGUUUAAUGACAGGCAUUGCUUUUAUUUGUUGCUAUUCUUAUCUGUAUCCCAGUAUCGGCUGCCUCAAUGACCCAAUUUCCCCGUGGCAAUCAUUAAAAUGACACCUUAUCUUAUCUUUUAGAUUAGGUGAAACUUUACCCACUGUAGGAUGCAGAAUGCUGUCAGGUGGAAACUUUAGUGAGGAGAUGGGGAUGAUUUAACUUGCGCUCUGGUGACCCUUGGCGGAGGACUAAUGGUGUUAUGGGCUGUAAAUUGUUGCUCUUAAGGUAGCACCGUUACCUAAAGUCUAUUUUCUCAUGGUUUGAGAGCUCACUUGGGCACAUAAGUAAGGCUUGGGGGCUCAUUGCUAUCAGUCUUACUGUUCCCUGAAUAUUCUGCAAUGUUUGCAAUAAACAGUAAGGUCCAUAACACCAGGAUAAAAUAAAGCUGUGCCAUGUGGGGAAUGUGUACAGGCAGAGGAGGGGAGAAACAACAAACACUAAGUGUGUGAUAGUAACAUUAUUUUCAGUUUUAGACUUAUUAGAAACUAAAUCAAAAUCUUCGCAUCACUGAGACUUCAUACAACCAUCAAAGAGCUUUCAAGGGCAGUAAGACACAGUUGCACACCCAUACCUAACAGACUGACUCAUAAUGCGAUUGCUCUGUUUUGCUAAAACCAUGAACUCAGUUUUGAGGGGAGUGAUUGUCACCCUUGUUUUGUAUCUAUUAUUGCAAUUUAAUACUGCAUCUAUAACAGUAAGAAGUUUACAGUUAGUGUGAUUCUCUCUUUGGCUUUGGUUUACACUGAUACAUACACUAUCUCCACAAUAUAUCAUAAAGAAUCACAACCUGCAUUUGUUCACCAAUGUUUUUCCUGUGCAUUUUUAGGCCAUCUUGAACAAAUCAGGUCUGCAGACACUACAGACAGGUUUGUCAGUGUAGCUGCUGCAAAACUACAUCAAUAUCCCCUCAAAUGACAUCAGAUCAUAUCUAACAUGAACCAACACGGGUUUGACAAGUAUUCUGUUCUGACUCAUAGAAUAACUGAGUCUAAUAUUACCUUUGGCAUAAAUAUGUCAUGCCCCCACAUCUAUAGCAUAGCCCAAUUUUCUACUAUUUUAUGAUUAAUUCAAAAUCCAUCUAAACAUGCUUCUGGCUGAGUUAACCAAGUAUAUUAUCUGUAGAAGCUAAGUUUGUACUUUAAGAUACUGAGAUGCUUGACCCAGAGUAACCUGGUUGAUGCGCCGCGCUACUGGUUUCAUACACUACCGUGAGUCUUUGAUGAUCAGUAAGAGUCUGAGCGCUGUUCCUCUGAUGCAGCGAAUAUAAAUUGAUUGUGAUAAAAAUUGCCCAAGUUUGAGCUAGAAAAGCUGGAAACGUCAUCACACACUCAAGCCAAAUGGUCAGCACUUAUAACCAAUCAGAGGCAAAGGAGGGCAGGACCUUCCCUUAACAACUACAGCGUCCCAGCUGGAAGUGAGAGGACAAAAAUGGAGUCUACUUCAACUUCAAGUGAUGGCGAAUUGGUACACCUUUUGUUGUCUCAAAAGUAAAAGAAAUGUAGCACAUGGGUGCAUCCAAUAUUACAAAAAGAAGAGAACUUGGUGAGUUUCGCUGCUUGGUUCAGGAGCUGAAACUGUACCAUGAUCGCUUCAGAACCUAUUUUCAGAUGUCCGUUGGACAAUUUGAAGUUCUGCUGAAACAAUUAGCUCCAAGUUUAAAGAGGCAGAGGACUAGACACUAGUGUUGCGAUGGCUUUCUGUCAUGAUAGCAUACUGAGUCGGGGCCAGUACCAGAUAAGCACAUGACACUAUGGUAACAACCGUUACCAUACGUUAGCACAGAUGAAAGUUAAAACAAAGAUGUUUAGCAAACUGUUAAAGCACACAAAACAUAACAGAAAUUCGACGCUAUGACUCUCCACAAGUUGUCCUUCAGGUCGUUAUCUGUGUAAUUUGUGUGUAAACGAUCAUAAACAAUCAGCCGGUCGGCCAUGUUGGGUAUACUGGUGAAUCUGAUGUCGAAACAUCACGAAAUCUGAUUGGUCAGAAGUGGAAACACAGUUUGCGAAACUUAAGAAAAAUCGACCAUGAUCCGAAAAAAUAAAUGUGGCAGUAUCGCAGACUGGGAAAAUGUCACUGAUGUGAACGCUUGUAUUGACAGGAUACGGGUUUGAAAAAUAAUAAGGACGUCCGAAAUAAUCGGACGACAAAAAUGGUCCCGAUGUGUACGUACCUUAAUAUUGUCCUUUUGCACACCCCUGGUUUCCAGAAUAGAUGGGCAGCAACAGGAUGGAUCCUCAGAGAGGUUCAAGGUAGGCCUGAACGAUAUAUCGUUUGACUAUCGUCAUCGCGAUGUACGUGUGUGCGAUAGUCACAUCGCAGAGCCUGCGAUAUUGGAGGUGAAUGAACUCAUUUAAUUUCAAGGGUAACCGACUGAGAUACACUCCAUGUGACUCUGCAUGUGCUGUGCAGCGAUCCACCAAUCGCCUUCGUCCUUAACUCAGUUGCCAAUCAGACUCACUUCUCAGUUGCCAAUCAGACUACCCUGCCAGCUGUCAAUCAAAAUCAGGGAGGAGAAAACCCACCCCUGCACAUGUUCUGCACAUGGAGGGAGACGUGUGUCCGCUGAGAAUUACUUUCGGAACUUUACUCAUGACUAUUAAGCCCAACAAAUAAGAACUGUAUGGGUUUUAAAUUGUACAUUUCCGUGGACCACUCUACUAUAAGCAGUGCACGUUUUGCGAGGUGCAUGCAAUUCUCGGAGGACAUGCGUUUCUCGGCACAACACCGCUAACAACAACAACAACGAUCGCAAAAUGAACAACGAACAAGCGAAAACCACCGAAAAUGAAGAUUUGUUGCCAAAAAGAAAAGGAAAGUCAGUUAUCUGGAAUUAUUUCGGUUAAAAGAAGGAUGAUGUUGACCAAAACACGUCUUCUGUGUUCACGUGUUGCCACAAUAACGUCCCAGCACAAUAAAAGCUAAAAAUAUCUCUGAGACAGACAGAAGCCGUUCUACUAACAUUCACAAAAAGAGGUAAGAUCAGAGCAGAUUAACUGUCCUCAAGAUUUCAGCAGUGCAGCAUAACAUUAAGUGCUAUUCAGGUCAUCUGGUGAAAAUACUGUAUUUUUAAUAUCGCAAUAUAUAUCGCAGGGUUGAAAAAAUCGCAAUAUUAUUUUUUUCCAAUAUCGUGCAGCCUUAGUUCAAGGUAUAAUUUAAUACAAUAGCCCACUCAAUAAUAGGUUAUAAAGGCUCAUUAUGCAAUCAAGGUCACAGCUCUGCAAACUAGGUGGUCUAGCUUUGGUGACCAAGCAGCGUCAUAAAAUCUCCCUUUUUGGAGAGUGUGAGUGUGCAGGAAACCCCAGUGAGCUGGCCUACAGAUCUUGUCAAGGAAAGACCGCUAUGACUGCUUACUGAUCCUGACUCAUUCCUUUCUGCGGUCACCAGCUCCCACCAGCAGCUCAUGAAGAAACAAUAUCCUCAGUGAGUUCAGCCCAUUGUUCAGAGGAAACAAACAUUUCUCCCAGUGUAAAAUCCCUUUGUACAUGAAGAGCUUUCAGAACAUGCAGGAUUUAGGACAAUUACUGAAUGGCCUGUGUGUUGAAGGCUGCUUAGCUCUGUAAUAGGAUCCAGAAGAGAAGAAUGUUCAGCCUUGGAGCUAGCUAGCUGGCUGCUGUAAAGUCCAGUUCAGAGAUAGAGAGGCGGCCGCCAUAGUGGAGAGGAGAACGUGGUAGAGGGUCAUAAAUAUUUCAAGGGUGUGCCUCAGAGCAGAGUAGAGCUUCAGAUUCUUGUGCUGCUCUCAUGUGCUUCAGCCUGUGUGUUCAGUCCAUGCACAUGGAGUAAGUGAGUGAGUAAGUGUGUGAGUGAGUGAGUGUGUGUGGUACUAUGGCUGUGUUGGUGGGUUGUUAAGGUGCUUCUUUCCAUUUAUUAACCACAGAGCAGUGUUCAUUUCCAGUUAUUGUCCUGGUAAUAUCACUGCGUUUAUUACUCUCCUCUGUCGGUCCCGUCUGUUUUCUUUUUACAGCACUCUUUAACAUCCUGUCAGUGUCUUUAUAGGAGCCAUGCAUGUUUAAUAGAUAACAGAGCAGGAAUGUCAUGUAAAAAUAUCUCCUCUGCUUUUAGCUAUGACAGGAAAAAAGAAUGGUAAAAAUAACCGUGAGGACUAAUUAGAAAGCAAAUAACACAAGCUGACUUUUGAUCAAGUUUUGACCUCUAACCUAUCGUUUUUUGCUGUAUAACAUUUCACACAACACUGAAAUGAGCCUUUAAUUCCAAACAAAGAUUGUUAACACUUCCAUAUCUUGAAAGCUUUUAACCACAAUAGUUUUAAAGUUUGUACUGACACUUGGGAUAAGAUGUUAAAAAGAACUUUUUCUCUGCAUGCUUGCAAAAAUAAUGACAUUUCUCUCUCUUAAAACUGGACUCACUGAUCUACACGCAUUAUUUCGUAGGUGUUUAUUGAAUUUCACCCCUCCUGAUGAGUCUUCAAACUAAGUGAACAUCAUUCUUUUGUUAUGUUUUUUUGUUGCUGGCAUUAUGCUCGCUUAGUAAAAAUGUAAAAUGUAUAAGAUCUGUACUCAUGAGGAGAAGGAAGUGCUUGUUUGUUGAAUGGAGGUCAGAUUGAUGAUUUCUGAUUCCUUCCAGGAAGCUGGGAAAUCCAAAUGUUGAUAGGAUUUUGCAAACCUGCAUCGAGCAGAUGGAGUUUUCAAUCUUAAGAUGGAUUUUUUUGCGGCACUCAGAUGCAAAUGUCCGUUUAGGGAAACAAACAAAAAAAAAACCCCAUCAAUUUACUGCUUAUAGAGCCAGCGUUCAUCAAGGCUGACUGUGUUCAGUUCAGUUCAGCUCGCUGGUUUGUGGCUGGUUAAUAUGUCUUCUACAAAUCUACUACAGACUGGAAGUAGAACAGGUGGAAAACAAACUCUGCCCUCCUGAAAACGGAAUGACUCACUUUGUUGCUGUUGUUUUGUGUCUCUCUCUGUUGCGUUCAGGUGGGUGCAUGAGAAAAGGUGUUUUGUCAUUUCCAAGCACACCACUGACCUGAUCUCCUCCCCUCUUGGAAAGUUGAUGCAAGUCUCCUGCCAGGUCCCCACCCUGCCCUCCUGCCACAGAUAAUCUUCUCUGUGGUUGGUCAGAUGGUGCAUCUUCUAGUACUGAAAAAACUAGGGAUGGGAAUUGAUUAGAUUUUAUUAAUAUCAUUGCCAUUAUCGAUUCUGCUUAUUGAUUCAAUUCUUUAACGUUUCUUUUAUCAAUGCCCGUCUUUGACUUGAAAAAAGAGAAGGAUUGGUUUUCACCGUUAACUCAAAAUUUUAUUGAGUCUCUGAUAACAGAAAAAGUGUAUGUCACCUUAAGUGAGAGUCUAAAAUUAUUCAAAUGACUAUUUGUACUGCAUUUACUUCGGUCAAAUUAGGGUGACCAUAUUCUGGAUCCCCAAAAAGAGGACACUACUACGCGUGGCAGAGUUGCAUGAAAAAUUUUGAGGGUUUUUAAAGUCAGGUUAAGUGUUUUUUAAGGGCUUUAAACUCAGUUAGUCCAUGCUAAACAAACUCAAAACUUCCCCCCAAAAAAACCAGCACAUUAGAAGGACUUUAUAAACUCCCCUGGACAAGGCUGGAUAGCCCCCCAAAAAGGACAUGUCCAGGUAAAAGAGGACGUUGUAUAAACACCAGACAUUAGUACCUUCCAUGCUGUGCUGAGACGGAGCAGCAGUGGCUGACAACCGGCAGAGAGAUUCGAAUACAUGUGACUCUUAAUAUUUGAUAGUGUGCCCUGUUGACAAAUGUUUAAGUAUGUUGCUGGUGUUUCCACCUUUGCAUGUUAUAAAUGCUCGACAAAUGUUGCGUGUCGCGCUGUUGUUGUCUUUCUUAGUAAAAUUAAGCCACGCUUUAGAUCGUUUCUGCCGACUUUCUGCCUACAUACGCCAUGAUUUUACCUCAAAGUCUCUGUUCAAGGCACCGUAAGAAAGGAAUCGUUCAGGGAAUUGUUAAGAUAGACAAUGUUGAUGGAUUGAACCAUUUGGAAAUAGUUCUCAGCAAGAACUGGUUCUCCAUUCCCAUCCCUAUAAAUAACUAACAUCUCAGGUUUAGUAUUUGUCCUUCAUUAUAAUGGAUGGUAGUAUUGGUACACUUGUGCCCACAGCCAUUAGACUUUGUAAUUCUUCUGUAAAUAGUAGAUGACUUUUUGAGACAUGACAAAUGAGACGACAGGCAAUUGAAUUUCCCUUUGGAGAUAAAUAAAGUUCUUCUUUUUCUUCUUCUAGGUGCAGUACAUUUGGUGCAUGUGGUGUUGACAGCUCAUGUGUCCUUGCUGUGAGAGAGAGAGAUGGCACAUGCAGUGUAGAGCAGGGUAUUGCUUUGGGCACCGGCUCCAGUGAGAUCUGCUGACCAAACAAGCCGCAUGCCCCACUUCAAGGACACAUUACAAAACUCACCCUGUGCAUUCUCCUUCCUGCCACGGCUCUUUUCUUCCCUCAUUCAGCUUCUUGAUGUCAGUUCUUCUCUGUCCACUUACCUUCCCGUGUGUGUGUGCAUAAUUGAGCUCUAACCCCCCCGUGCCCACCGAGAUGACUCAAUGGCUUUCUGUGAGAUUUGAAUAACAGAGAAGGUAUAAAGUGUCAGAAAACUGAUUUCAGUGUCAGUGCUGUGAAUGUGAAGAGAUGUCUCUCAGAGAAUCUUCUAUUAUUCAUGUUUCUUGCAUAAGUGGAGGAUGUUCAUAACAUUUCUACUGCAGUGUUUUCAAGGUGCUGAGGGAUUUGGUUGAGAGGAGAGAGGGGUGGUGGGGGGAGUGCAGGGCUGAGGUCACAGAGCUGUGCAGGGAGUUUUUAUGCUUCAGAAAGUCUUUCAAACCUCAAGGUAAAAAUUCAUGAAAUGCCCUUUUAACAACCCACGGAGCAGUAUUUAUUUGAUGCGAACUCACUUCUCUCAGUGGAUAUUUGAUUUCAAGCUAUUAUAUUGACAACUAACACAGUUUCCACAAAUGACUGCAUUACUUGACAAAGCCACAAUUAAGGACUUUACAGUAAGCGGUUCUCACUUUCUAUUGCUUUAGCUAUUACUCUCUUUGAUUAGGCUCCUUAUUUUCAAGCUCGGUAAAUUAAAUGUUGAGACCCUGGCAGUUUUUUAAAAAUAAUCAAUGGUAAUUAAUUCUGCAGAGGUGGUGUAAUGAUGUGCUGGUCAGCGCCAUAAACACCUAUUAGCUUCUCUUGACCUUCUCAGGCUGGGACUCGGAGUAGCACAGCAUGUCAAAGGAUUGCGUGGAGCCCAUGAACUUAGCUCUGUGAGCAGCUGGCCUGAAAGCAACCAUAGGUUUUACAUAUGGUGGAAUAAAAGCUGUAAAGUUAAUCUUUUUUAGAGUCAGGGUGGUUUAUGGUGCUGAGGAGCUCAUAUGGAGCUUCUGCCUUACUUACAGUCUUUUUUUUUGCUGCAGAGAGAGAGAGAGAGAGAUGCAUAAAACAUCAAUGCCCAAAAUUCAGCUUCAAAGAGAUGUCUGAGGAGACAAUAAAAAGAUUAGAUUUUUUUUUUCUUUCAAUCAAUGUGUAGGUUUUCUCAGGUGUGACGUGCAGAUCAAAGAUGUGCAGGGCCCUUUGUAGCAGCAGCAGGCUGCAUUGUGAGUCUUCCUGGUGGAAAACAAACACACAGAAAAUGUCUGGAAUGUGCCUUGACCUAUCAACUUCACCGUGUGGAGAGGGUUUUUCAAACCCCAGCCACUGCUGGAGGGCUGAACUACACACAACAAACAUGAGCACCACCUUACAGGUUGUCCUGGCCUUUUAAAAGAGGAAGGCUAAGAUUCCCCUGUAAUCUGUUCUUGUAGGGGUCCCAGCAGAAUACAGGGGGGGAAGAGAUCAAACACGUCUGCGUGAGUUGUUUUAGUGUGAGGCAUAAGUCUUUUUUUUUUUUUAAACAUAAACCUACUUUAACUUUCCAGAAAAUGUGUCUCCAUGUGCGCUCCGAGCAUGCAGGCAGAUCCAGGUGAGUCCUGCUGCUGUUGCUCCGCAGAGACUUUCCCACCAGUGUGUACUUGUAUAUCCAGAAAGAGAAGAGGGAUACAAAACAGGACAAGUCGGGACUGAAUUUAAAGCUCCUAAGGCAUAACUGACAAACUGCGAAGUCUGUUUCAGCAUUUAACAACCACUAACUAAUGCUUGUAAGACAUAAAUCAUCUGGAUAAACAACAGAGCCACCUCUCUGCUAUAAAACGUUUUCUCCUCUAAGUUGGCUCCUGGUGGUAGAUUUAAGAGCCGGGGCAUUUUCAUUUGAGGCAUCUUGUGCGGAACGAGUGCAUCAGGCUUAUAUAAAUGAAGUCUUUCCAGUGAGGCUGAGUCAGAACCCUGUGAGUAGGAGAAUGAGGUGCAGCUGAAGAACCCGCAAAUAAAUAUAGAAACGUGAAAAAGGUAAAUAAAGACACAUGAAAAGGUUGAUGAUGUGAGCAGCAUUUACAAAUACUCAGGUUUUAAUGGAGGUACAAAUGCAUGUUAUAAGGUAUGUGUGGAUGUUUAUCUUCUGUUAUAGACCACCAUGCUUUUGUUCACUACUGAAUGUAAAAAUAACAGUAAUGUAUUGUUUUAAAGCAAAGAGCGGUACUGCAAAGUGUUUAGGAACUAAAUGUGGACAAUUUGUACGUCCCUUAGUGCAAAAAUUGGAAAGCUGUGCAAAGGUUUUCACUGCAGCUCAGGACCAUAACCGCUAGGGGUGGGAGGAAAAAAUCGAUAAAGCAUAGUAUCCCAAUAUUUUGUCUGGUAAAAUAUCAUAUUGUCUCAUUUACCAAGUGUCGAUUUUUCAAAUUAAUUACAGUUUAAAUAAGACAAACAUAAAGGAAAGCCAAAUGCUAAAUUUGCUUAACAGUUGAAAAAUUGUAUAAAUCACAAUAUAUCAUAUUGCAAUACUCACUGUAUUGCAAAAUCGAAAAAAAAAAUCACAAUAAUAUUGUAUUGUGGCCCAAGUAGAUAAUAUUGUGUCUUGGCCAAAGUAUCCUGAUUAUAUUGUAUCAUGGCCCAAGUAUCAUGAUAAUAUUGUAUUGUAGCCCAAGUAUCCUGAUAAUAUUGUGUUGUAGCCCAAGUAUCAUGAUAAUAAAGUAUCGUGGCCCAAGUAUUGUGAUAAUAUCGUGUCGUGGGGUCACUAGUGAUCCCCACCCCCAAUAACCGCCAAUUUUGGAGCCAUCAGUUUUAUCGGCUCCUGAAGUUCAAAGUUCUCCAGUUAGCAGUGCAGGAGGAAUUAUCGCUUCUAAUAUUUCUUGACCAUUUUAUCUUUCAUCUGAAGAUUUGGAUGCAGCAGUCAAUGAGAGAUGAAUAUUUGAUCAAAGCACGGUUGCAGCUUUUAUUGUAUAAUUGAUGUAACUCAACCUGACCCAGCGUCUGAACAGCUUCACUUCUUUCUUUUAUAAUAUUUGAAGCCAGAAGAUAACUCAAUCCAAUCUGUAAAUCAGUAAAUUUACCAUUGCAGUGGGCCUUUUAAAGUCAGGGAGUACGUGCUGUCCAAGAGAUUGAAUCAAAUCUCCAUUCCUGAGUAAUGAUGUAUGAAGAAAGUUUUUCAUUCUGUAUAUGUUCAGACUCUAAAGUAAUCACUAUGUUGUUUUCUCUGGCAAUGCUACCACUAACAGGCCAGAUGUUUCACUGAUAAGAAGCUCAGAGAGGAGAGUAGUGGUAAAGAUUUUGACUCUGGACUGAGGCUUCAGAACGUGUCUGAAACAAGUCUCUUAGCUUAAACUGCAUUUAACCCACACCCCAGAGAUUUGGACAACCUUUUUACACAGUGUUACAAAUGUGGAAUCUCAGGCGUCCAGGGAGGAACAAUGAGUCUAAGCUGUCCUGUAAUCUAAUAAAACACAUACACGUACACACACACAAACACGUCAUGUCUGUGUGCUCUUACUCACUGCAUACUUGGCAUAGAGGUCACAGGCCCUCGCAGUCUGUGGUCAGCGGCCGAGCACCCUAAGUAUGUGUGCAACUCUCUUCAUGAUGACAGUUGGAGCUCAGUUGUUGAAUCUCAGAAGUCUGUCCUUCAUUCCUCGAAACCCCUCCCUACAGACUGCUCUGUCACCAUCCUAGAAACUUUUCUCUAAACUCUCUGUGUCUCAUCUUUAACUUGUAAUGACCAGGAGUUCCUCUUAAGAGCUUGUCUUGUUCAACAUCCCUAAUAAUACCUGGUCGUAUUUGCUGUGAAGACAAACAUAUGCCAUGCAAUCUUGAGUCUAUCCUUUCUGUCAUUAGCGGGGAAGAAGCAGUCAAGUCUGAAAUUCCUACAAGUGGCAGAAAGCUGUUGGCAGACUCUCCAACUGUGUCAUGCCCCUCAUGACACACGCACACACUCUUCCUCACGCUCACAUUCCUGGUGCAACUGACAGUUUUUGCAAAGUGUGUGUGUGUGUGUAUGUGCAAGAGUGCGCCACAUGACCUGGAAGUGUGAAAGCUAACACAUGACAGAGUUUGUGAUUAAUGCAAAUCAGACAUUAUGCAUAUGGUGGUGCAACUCUAACACGACUUAAUUAGAAACUAAAUGGCAGUAAGUCACCUUGCUUUGAGUAUGCAAAUGUAUCAGAGCAUUCAGUGCUGUAUGCUGGACUCUAAAACAUGCAGCAUACCUGCCAUUGAGCUGCAUUUUCAUCGACAUGGUAUGAUCAGUUUUGCCUUGUUGCUGCUUUUAAAAAAUCAGUGUAUCUAUCUAAUAGAAGUGCAAUAGUUUAUUUUCUAUUAACUAAAUGACGAUGCACAGAUAUCAUGUUAACCAAGCUGGGCCACAAACCAGUGUUUCUAAUUCAAGGUGAAAUGCUCUUAAAGUCCACUCCAGACUGGCCGAACAGCCUGCUUUCGUGAGGUUAAACUCUGUGCUUCCAAGUCAAAUCUAUAAAGGGAGUAGUAUUUACAUGUCUGUGUCUAAAACAGGGACGAGUAGAGAAGGAGUGGGAGGGAUAAAGAGAUCUGGGUUUAGAAUGUCUCUUACUUACACAAAAACAGCUGGGGCAUGUCAGAUCUCAGGGAAAUCGACAUUUGCUGCUGUUCGUAUUACUUGUUUUCAGCUUUUCUGUACCACAUUAGUGUGCUUUUGCUGCAUAGACUGACACUGGAAGACAUCCCAGUACUUCAUGCCUGUUUUUUUGUUCAGUUGACUUCUCCCUGAUUAUAGUUAUCCUGAUGCAGUAAAUACCAUGUUCAAACAAACGCUUAGAGUUAAUACUAUGCACUCAGCAACACUGUAUCCUCAUAUUCAUUCAGGUAAAAGAGCCGUAGUGACUGCUGUCAACUCUGUAUUUCCAUAUCAGCUUUUCCAGCUUAUGUGGCACUUUUGAAAGCUUGGUUUGCAAUCACUGUGCCUUUCAUAAAUGUAGAUUAAUCAUGCAAUGUAAAGUGGAAAAAAGUACUGUGUAUCUUUGUAGAAACUAAAGCCAAAAACAUACAGAAUCCGUAUUGAGUGCGUUCCGUCAGCCUUGUGUCUCUGCUCUGUUGAGCAGCACUGUCUAUCGCUCACAGGAUGUGUAUUUGAAGCGUAGCAGCAGCAUAGUUCAGCCCCGGUCAGCUGGGCUCAGUAUAGAGGAAACAACAUGCUCACAACAGGUUGUUUUUCCUUUCUGUGGUCUAUUUCCUGCUAAUUUAGAUAAAAUUCAGUGACUGUUGAGCCUCUACUGUAUGUGAAAAAGCAACGCGAUUUUACGGUUUCGGUUUUAGCAGGUUUACUUGUGUUCAGUAAAGUAAACUUUGUUCCUUAAUGCUGUGCUGUUACAUUCAGACAGAGUUAGCAGUUCAAAGUCCUGUUGGGGGCCACAUGGACCAGGGAUUGACCAUCGAAUUGUUCUGUGUUACUGAUAAAUCCAUAACCAGGAAGUAUUUCACAUCUACAAGACCUGAUACGCAGUCAGGAGUCUGCAUAUGGUGUUUUAUUUUGAAAUUUACCGGAUGACAUGCACGGUUUUUUAAUGCUUGACAUCCUGUCUAAGACGAUCUUCCCUGUUUAAAUUGAAGUGUGCUGGAAGCGUAGAGCAGCAAAAAUAGACUUGCUCGAUAUGCUUCUAAUACAGAGCUGCGACGGAGCUGAUGCGCGUCCUGUAUGUGAUGCUGCUUUGAUUAGAAUUAGAAUGGCAACCUAUUUGCUGCGUGAAACUUGACGUUACCAAAUGCCCUCAAUGCGAACCGUGUAUGUUUUAGCCUUAAUGCUCACCCACCUUUUUCGCUGAAUCAGCAGUAUCAUGUUUUAGUAUGGCAUUAAGUAAUUUUGAUACUUCUUGUUGAUGUUUCACACAGAUUUGCUCAUAAAAAAACAAACAUCUACAUAUAUUUAAUGCAUUAAUUGACAGUUAUUGCUUUCAGGAGUGUGAUGAUAAACGGUUCACGGGCCUCAUCAGGGUCGUCCUCUAGGCCUUGACCUCUGACCCUCUGUUAGUGAUGCUGCAUCUGGAUGAAGGCUGAAUUCCCUGCAGGUCACAGAAGACGAAUGAAAGGCUAAUGCAGAGUUUCAGUAGCGCUGCCAUCAAUCUACACUUUCUCUGUAGGGUAAAAGGAAUUGGCCUCAGGCUGGGAACCAUGUGCUGCUACCGCCUCCGCCUGCCCUGAUGAACAUCUGAGACCCCUGAAUCUGCUCUGUUCUUUAUUAUUUUUAAUCCAGCAUGAUUAAUCUGCACAUCUUUGUGUGUGUGUGUGUGUGUGUGAACAUAUACAGUGUACCCACGCUCCUCCCUCCUUCCCCUGGGUCAUGCACUGUUUGUUGAGUUAGGCUGCGGGUUUGGCCCUCAUCUUACAUGAAUGUGAGGAUAAGUGCUAAAGCAGAUCCUGCACUCGCCACCCUGUCUGUCUAUCCGUCUGUCUUUCUGAAACUGACAAUUUAUGCUUGCUCUCAGUUUCUUCCUUCAAGGAGUGGUCGAAGAUCACUGAAUGCCUUACUCGGAGGAAACUGCUUUUACAAGACCUAGCCAAGAUGAGGGUUAGCUUUUGACACCGAAUCAGCUCCACUUGUUUUCAAAGGGUCUGGUAACAAGUUUGACCCCAUCCUUAGCAAUCUAACACUAGUUACAUAAAUAAGCUUUUCUUUUUUUGUCUUCACGAACUGUUUCCUAUUAGUUGUGUUUCCUGGAAUGUUUAUUUAGAAGAAAUAAAACAAAAGUUCAUGCAUUCCUGCAGGGACUUUUGGGAACCUUUGGCUGGAUCCUGAAGAAUGGUUGUGAUGUCUGUGGUUUGAGUUGAAGUGAUUUAGCUCACCACUCGCUUGUUGUUUUCUCCUGGAGAACAGUUCAGUCUGUGUCAGGCCCGCAGCUGGACUAAAGUGUUACUUAAUUGACUUUGAAAUAGACAGUUUUUCUUUUUUUUUUUUCAGAUUAUUUUACUUAAACACAAUAGGCGUUGACCAUAGUUUGAAACUGAUGCAAAGAUUUCUUUACAAAUAGUUAACUCCGGUCUGUUUGUUUGCAACUUCACGUAAUGGACUCCCAACGGACCUGCAUGAAACUCUUUAAUUUCCCUGGUGAGGCAGAUGCUUCACCACAUUAACUAAUAGAGGCCGAUUAGCCUGCAGUGCAGUUGGCAGUUAUCAGCCAGCUAGUGUAAGUAAGCCAGGGUGAACAAUAUGAGCACAGCUGACUCUCUGCGCCUUAUCUUCGUCUUGUCUUAGAAGAACAGCGAGCGGUCCUGCGGCUGCCUGGUCCAAAAAGCUGCCUGAUUUUUUUUAAUUGUGGGCGUUUGUGGAAUGUGGAGUUGGAGAAAGGCCUGGGAGGGCUUUGGAGGCAUUUUCGAACAAGCAUCUUAUUCAGUUGUUUUCUCCCAUGUAAGGGGAAGCAGCAGUGAGAACUGGCAGAAUACCUCAGGAGACUGCUGAGACGGACCUCAGGCUGUUGUCUGGCAGAUGUGAGCAAACAGACCUGUGUGUUUGUACGAUAUAAGACUGCACGUCAUACAUCAUACAUCUGUGAUGUUCUUUACCUGAAAAUAGUAAAUCCUGGGAAAUCUAUCGCGGGUUCACCCUAAGGCUUUUCACUGUUUGUCAGACUGAAGGUGUGUGCACAGCGCACCUUCAGGACAUGUUGCGUUUCUUUCAGAGAGAGUGUUUUGCAUUUUAUCUUUCCUACAUGUUUUCGCAGCACAAAUUUUCCAAAGCUGAGGAUUUGUUUCUUCCCUCUCCCCUCACACACGUCUCGAAGAGCAGAAAGCUUACCUCAGCCCACCCCAGCCUGGAAUCUACGAUUUGUGUUCUGGGUUCAUUUAUGUCUAUCUGCCUGUCAGACUCCUCGCUGAGACACUCAAUCAGGGGUUUGACCAGUGACAGUAAUUCUCGAGGUUUCAGCAUGGAGGAUAUUGAUUGUGGAGCUGAAACAUCAAGAAGUAAAGUAAAAGAAAGAAUUGCAGGCAGGUUGAGAGAGCGUGAAGUUGAGAUUUGUGGAAGUGAAUGAUAGAGGGAAGAUAACAAGAGCUGUUGGGUGUCAGGAUAGAAGUAAAGGAUAGGGUACAAAGAAUAAGAGGGUGGAAAAUCAGUUUAACAUCUUAAAUAAGGAUGUGUGCUGUAGGAAGGUCAAGAUAAUAUAAUUGUGUUUUAUAACCUGAGAUUAUUUUACUAUAUAACUUUGAAAUCUGUAGUAAUUCACACGCUCUAACAGUAAUCAAUGACAUUGGAUUUGCAUACUAAUAUUGUAUUGAUGUAAUUGAGUGCUUUGAAUUGAUUCAACAGACAUUAUCAUCUGAUUAGACAAGUUGAACACACUGAUUUCAUCGCUGGAAAAAAAAGCCAGGAAAUAUCACUCACUAAUUGCCAUCAUUGUCUCAUGCAGAUCUUACAACAGAGAUGAUCUCUUAUUCAAUAUAGUCAUAAAUGGCAGCUCUUAAUUGACUGCACCAUGAUAAUGGUUGUAUCAAUGCCUCCAACUAAUUAGACUGAAUUAGACUGAAACUGAGGGAGCAAGUCAUCUUUAUUUUGGGAUUAUCCUCAACCAUGAAAGCAAAUUUCAGAGCUGUGAACUUUCAAAUUUCAGAGAAAAAAGGUUACAGGCUUUCAAAAGUAUCCCACUGAACUGGUUUCUGAGAGGAAGACUCAUGAAUAAGUGUACAGUAUGUAUCCACACUCAGUAGACAGAGCUCUUUGUUACACACGAAGCCUCCAGGCUGUGUCGGCUAUGAGAGAGGUCUGUUUCGAUCUCGCUCACAGCUCAGGUGCAGCACAUCACAAUGAAAGAGGACGAGAAAACUGGUCGUCGAGCAUUGCUGCGGAGCACGAAUCACCUCUCUGUAAAUUGAUCUGGUUGUGAAUUUGCUUUCUGAUGAGUGGUUAAAUGAUCCCAGGUAGCAGGUGUUUGACAGUAUUAGUUUCCAUUCAGGAGGUUGUUUAGAUGCUGACAAAGUGAAAGGACAUUAAACUGACACUCUCUACUUCCUGGCAUCACAAACCUGGAGCUCUAUGUGUUCUUAAAUCAGUCAAUUAUAAGAAAAUGUUGAGAAACCACCCAGGUUUCCUGCAGCAUUUUACUGUGAACUUUGGUCCUACACUGACUGUAUACGCAACAUAUAUAUAGUAUAUGUGUUAGGAGUUUAAAAGGUACAUAUACUCUUAAUGAGCUGUCUCUGUAUGGCACUUUCAGGUCUGUGCAGAAACGUACUGACCUGAAUAUAUGCAGUAAUUCACAUUCAAGGUCCAAAGCUUCAGUUUGUAGAUGGCAGAGGAGCAGGAGAGAGAAAGCGCAGCUACAGUAAAAUGCAGUAAAAACUCAGAAUAAUCAUUUUUGAUUACGUGACUAUUUUGGUUCAGAUAUUAAUCCACAAUCAGUACCUCAAAAUGAAUAGUUAAAUCUUUAACUAGUAGUUUACUCAAUAUUAAACUGAGCAAUUAUAAACCUGGGGUUAGAGGGAGUCCUUACUUUUAGGUCUUUGUUUUUGCUCUACCCAUAUUCAACAUAUCAAAUCCAAAGGGUUGGAUUCCUCUUAAAUAUACAGCUUCAUAUCCACUGAAGCAUAAAUGAAAGCUGUAGUUUCCUCUUGCUCACUACAGUCACCUCACUGUUUGUCCGUGUGUGUGAGGCAGAAUAGGGUGAGGUAGGGUCCUCUGCACAGCACUUUUUAGUCCCAGAGAAAUCGUUCAGGUCUCAAUGGACCGCUGAAGCUCUGAUUUUUGUCCAUUCAUGCCGUUUGUGUGCUUCCUGUCUCAUGCUCGGGCCUUUUAAAAGUGGCUUUAUCCCAGAGCUGGGAUGUGUGACUGAGCAGCGAAGCAUCCCUGGAGCAUUUCUCUUGGGAGAAGCUGCUCCUCUUCAUCUGCUUACCCCUAUACCAUGCUGCUGGUUUACACAUGUAUGUGUGAACCUUUACUAUAUGUGCCUGCUCAGGCAAAUGUGAAAGUGGAUGAUGUGUGUCCUGUGAUUGCACAGAGGAAUGUGUGCUGCGUUAACGUCUGCAAGCAAAGCACAGUCACGGGUCAGCAAGUGCCUCAAUCUGUUAUUCCCAGAUCCCUCUCUCUCUCUCUUUGGCCCCAGGAGCUGGGCAGCUUGCCUGCAGAGAGGAGAGGUGAGGCUAACACCAUCCUGCACAGAACCACUACACCCCUGUCCUUAACGUCCUUCAGCAUGAAGCACCGCCCUCUUAAUUGGCUGAUGAGUCAGUGUGUAGGUUUUUCUUAUCCAAUUAUGGUGCUGCUUCACUGUCAUCAUUGAAGUGUCAAGUAAAAGGUUUAGACAUUAAAGGGUGAUUUCCACUGACCUUUUUUCCUACUCUGCUCCUGGAGUCCCUUUCACACAUGAACUCCAGACAAUGUCAGGCCAUUGAGUUCCUGACAUUUUCAGAAAUUGCUCUUUCACACACAUCCAACACAGACACAGACCUCUAAUACAGUCAUCUGCUCUGCUUUUAUUUUGCCCUUUUUACUACCAUAACAUGUGCGUUGUCUCUCUUUCUUUCUAUGUCAUCAGCAGAGACACCACAGGCAACAAAUAUGACAUAUGUAGUAGGGGUAGGAGAAAAAAUAGAUUCACAUAAGUAUUGUGAUUUUUUGUUGGACAGUUUUUAAAUCGAUUUUUAUGUUCAAACUUUUUUAUUUUUUUUCUAAUUUAAGAAUAAAUCUUAAAAACUGACUAACGUGUGAUGAGGAUUUUUGGGGGAAAUAUGGUUCCUGGAAUAGUCAGUGGACAAUCAUAAUCAUUCAACUGUUUCUCUGGUGUUAAAAAUGCAGACUAAAGAUUGAGGAAAAUCGACAAUAUCGUAGAAUCGUAAUUUAAAUCGAAGCGGCAUCCAAAAAUUCGUCGAAGGAUCGAAUUGGGAAAAAAGCAUAUUGUCAAAGCCUUAAUAUGUGUGAGAGAUUUCUCACUACAUUUUUGACAGUGAAUUUUAAUGUCAUUUGGAUCAAGAGGAAAACUGUUGAAGAUUUUUGUAAAAUAUGUCACGCCAUAAAGAUUAGAACAACGAUGCCGUGACAAUAAAGUCUGGAUUUGUGAAUUUAGAGGUAUUAACCAGCAGUUUUAUUCCAUCAAAAAUUUGUUUAAGAGGUUUAACUCUUUUGCAAUUAUGUUUUAUGGGAGAAAUUCAAUAGUCUCCCUCAGGUGUUUAUUUGAAGUGAACACAGACUGUGGUGGAAGUAAAUCUGUCAGAGGACGUAAUGGAUUUCUUGGCCAGUUGGUUUGAUCAGCAGUGCAGUAAAGUCUUGAAUGGAUGAAGAGUUUGCUGUGAGGUAACUGGUGUAAAUAGUGUUAUCAGGCAGACUGCAGGAGGAAGCGUCCGUCAUCAGCUGAGCGAUCAAACCUUGGCUCUCCAUCAUGCUGGUAUUUCCGACCACUGGAUGCUGGACCCUGUUCCUCUUUGUGAGAGACGGAUAUUGGAAAGGUCAUGCACUGAUGAGCGGGUGUGUUUCCAAACACAGGCGCUACAUGUGCUUCGAGUACAGGACUGAGAAAAUAACUUCCCUUCUAGUUUGAGUUUUAUUUUAAGAUAUGUAACGUUGGAAAUUGUAGAGAGGCCUGAAAAAACUCUCAGAUUCCUGCACAAAGUAAUGCAAUAACUUAAAAUUUGAAAAAAAAAGGGAAGAACAUGUAAUUUAUGUUUUACUCGGUUGCACUUCAAGGCUCUUGCAGCCACUUGCUCUUUAACCUUUGAACUCUUUAGUCAGCCUGCCAGCUUAGAUUUAGAUACUCCCUUUGUGGAUGACUAGCGCUGUCCACACGCUAGGGUCAUACGCAACACACACACACGUACAGACACACAAAAGCCCCGAGUUCUUUCUUCCGCAGUCAGAGGCCACGGCUUCAAAGAGCCUGUGCCCUGUGGCUCACCUUUUAUGCCUCACCUCCAUAAUUACACCUUUGAGCUGAAAGCUACGUUGGUCUGAGUCCCCUCGUAGCCGUUAAGCUAAAGGCCACUCGAGCUGCAGAUGAGCCGUUACAGUGCCACUAAAUUAACCAAAGGUCAAUGAGGCCACACCUGGUGGGCAGCUUGGCUUCCUUGCAUUGGAUGCGCAGCUUGUGUAUGUGGUGCAUAGGCGUGUGUGCGUGAGGCUGAGACAGAGUGAGAGGGAGAAGCUGCUCGGGAUUAAUGUUAUUGAAUUCUGUUGGAGGAGAUUAAUGGAACAGUGGUUUCAUUAGGAUCAAGAGCAUGAGAGCGUAUUGCUGUAUCCUCCACUUGAGAGAAAACUGCAGUGAAUGUAUUACAGCUUGUUACAGUCCUUCCCUUAUAUCUUUCCUAUAUAGUGUUAUUCAUGAGUCAUAAAGCCCAGUCUAAACAAAAGACAGUUUCCAUGUCUUCACUUGUAGCUGGGGGUGUUUUGGAUGGAGGUUGCACUUCUGAAAGAUGAGACUGAACUCCCUUCUGGACAUCAUGAACACAGAACUCUAAUUAUUUUACAGAUCCUCUGAGGAGGACAUUAAGGAUGGUCUUGAAGACAGAUGGAGAAGAAAUACAAGAAGACAGGCUGAGAUAAAGAAAGGGCACAGGGAGAAAGACGAGUAAUAAAAGCCAGUGUUCCUCCUCUUUUGUGCGGAGUCAAACUUGGCAGAUCCCCAGGCUGCUUUCACCCUGAUGUCAUCGAACAUAUCUCUGACCUCAGCUAACAUCUUGCCUAGCAGCGUAGAACCAAGUGAUAUGGCAACCAGAUGACUGAUUCGCAAAAUUAUCCAAUGACGUAGUGCUUUUUGUACUUUUCUUUUUUGUGUGGGACCUUUCUCACCAUACAUGGUCACAUUGAAUCAUGUGUUGCCUCCAGACACAGAAAAGAAGAACACAAAGCUUUGCGUGUGGUUUGUGACAGACCCUCUGAGGUCAAGAAUAUAAGUUACUCAUCCUGGAGAUAAUGACAUUCUCACUGUCAGUGUUAAAUAUCAAUUAGGGAGCUUGACAAAAUUUCCUAUAAAGCAAAAACAGCUGACCAGGCGCUGAGCGAGAAGUUUGACAUGGAUUCAGAAUUAUUUGUUCACAGUUUCUGAUAGUUUUAGGGUUUGAAGGAACCUGCCCUUUAUACACCUCACAGCAGAGGAUUAAACACAGUGGACAUCCCACUCCUUGUUUGGUUUCAGAGGGGAGGAGGUGGCUUAGUAGGAGAAAGAGUAGUCAUCUUUUAUAAGGGUAACUGUCUCUGGGUUAAAGGGAUAUUCUGGGUAAAAUUAAGUUAUGGUCAAACACACUGUAACACUGAGUUAGACAGAUAAAUGUUGCUGACUGCUUGAUUCUCUAGUUAUACCAACUUUAGUAACGACCGCACAAUAGCAAUACACUGCGGUCUACGCCUCAAUGCACAAACCUCAACCAAAAAGCCACUCUAUAGCCACAAAUAAUGCUCAGAACAGCAGCUAACUUUAUCAACAGUACAUAUAGGGUCCCAGCCAUAGCUGUGCCUGGUUUCUUUAGAAAAGAGACUAAACACAGCUCACCCACUCUCCUCCAGCAGCUGCUUGUGUGUGGGGGAGCCCCGACAAGUCAAUCACCGAAUGCAGCGGAGUUGCGCAGCUCAAGAAAGAAACUUUAUGAUCAUUACUUCAUGGAAAUGCAAUUAGAGUUCUUGUUUAUCUUGUAUGUGCACCGCAGACGCGGUAGCUCUUCCUGUCUUAGCCUGAUUCUGCCUUGGUCUGAUUGUGUUCCCAUGAAGUAAUAAUCACAAGUUUUCCGCUGCACUCUGUGAUCGACUUGUCAAGAGCACUACAGCAUGGAUGGGGAGUUUUCCUCAAGGCAGACACAACUGGGUAAGAGAGUAUAACUAACUAAUGUUAACAAACCCUGGGUACUCUUUGGUCAACUGGCAUCACUAACCCUGACAGAGGAGAUCACACCAAUCACAUAAACAAGGAAGAGUGAGCAACAUCUGACCAAUCACAAGCAUGAAUAAGAGCAUAGUCAGCAGAUUAUCGUAUUUUACAACCUCAGAGCAAACUUAAAAAUGUGGAUGUUAAAUAUAUAAUCAACACGGCUGCAUUUAAAAUAAAAUGGGUGCCGUUAGAUAGAGGUGCUGGAGCGGAGUCUGGAAUGGACUGCUUGUAUCAAAGUGCUAAUAUCUGAGAUUUUAGAUGCAGGCCGAUAUAAUCCGAUAUUCCAAUUUUUGCUGGUAUCGGAUAGAUAUUUAAUAUCAAUAUCGUAUCGGGACACCCCUAUCCACCAUCCAGGUUUCUUAUCAUGCGGGUGCUUUUAUUUCACCUCAGCAUUGCCUGUAUUUUGUGACAUGGACUAGCCUGUUUUCAGUGGCCGUUAAGUGUUUAUUGUGUGUCUGGUUCGCACGUGCAGUCAAGUGUCUCCCUCUUUCUCUCUCCUGUCUUUUGCCUUUGAGUCUGUUAAGGUGGGGGUUAGCUCCUGUGUGUGUUGUUUGAGCUGAUAGAUAGCGGCAGACCGGCCAUGACGUGUCCCUUGUUUCCUGUUGGAGGCCUACAAACACACGCACACCUACUCCGGUCUUCUUUACAGUGUCUCUCGUCGGUGUGUGUUCACCUCAUGCUGCUAUGCUCUUUUUCUUUGUCGUCCUCUUGUUUUUCGUCUCCCGUCAUCUAUCAUGUGUCUCUCAACCAUAAACAUAGCUUAUUCCUUUUCAGAGUUUAGUUUCUGUGUCAAACCCUUCUCCCUCCGCUCUCUUCCACACCCUUCAUUCUUCCUGCCUCCUGUCGUGCCUGUUCUCGUUCCAGUGCUAUUCAACUCGACUUCCUGUUGUACUUGAUGAAAAGUGGUUAAAGUUAUUCGUAUGUACAGCAGCCCUGCAGUGUCGCUGCAUCUCCAGUCUGUUGGACCUUUUAAGGGAAGGAUCCAAAAAGCUCUGGCUGCCUCAGGGAGAUGUUUAGCUGAUGAUUUAUUGUAAUACCUCCUUCACUAUCUCAAUUCUAGGGUUUCAUUUUUCCAGGAUGUUGCAGAAAUUCACGACUUGAGUCAGCAUUGUGUUCAGACUUUGCUGUGAGAUCUGAACCUAGAUAACUUCAAGGAACUGAUCACUCAAUGGGGGCCUCUGUUGAAAAUGUGGGUCAGAUUUGCUGUAAUAACGCACCUUAUUUAACAAGUUUGGGUUGGACGGAUGAAAUAAUCAGGUCUGUCAGUGGAGCUGCUAGACCGUGUCCUGAGUCAGAGAGCGCAUGUUUACAUUAGUAAUCCUUCCAGCACAAUGGAUGUGUGUUAUCCAUGUCACUCAUCAGAUGUGGACAGUGUGCUGCAUAGGAGAUAAUACCAGCUGAGUGCCAAUAGCUCAGGUUUAACAGGGAUCUAUGCUGUAAGCUUCCUGCUAUGUAGGUUAUGUCUUCAUAUCAUGACAAUCUGGCUGGAUUAGGAAUUAGGAUUAAGCUAUUGUACAGUAUGUCAAACUUGUCUUUACAGUGUGCACUCACGCCUGUGUUAUAUUUAUUGAGAGAAAGCAGUGCGUGCCUUUGUGCCAGUACAUUAAUGCAUGCGUGCAUGAGCAUGUGUGUGUGUAUGGAUCUGUUGCAAAGUGCAUAAGGAAAAAAAACCUGAUUGCACCUACAUGUGGUAUAUGUGUUAAAAAUGUUCCUUUUGCCCACUGGCAAACAGAGCAAUAAUGCUGGGGUGUACAGUGAAGGCCACAAAGGGGGCUGAGAGAGGAUCCGACAGCAGUUGGCUGUAAACUUACUCAGCUGGUUUUACUCUCAGUGAGGAGUGGAGAUAUGAGGAGAAAAAAAACACACAGCCAGGUUCACAGGUUCACAAAAACAAACACAACACAAGGUGGGGGCUUUUUCAGAACUACACACAGUAUUUGAGUGUGUAUAUGCAAGAACACAGACCAACAGAUGUGUGUUUAUGAGUGUGUGUGUGUGUGCUUAUAGAAAAGAGGGAAACACUUUGUGAGUCACAGGUCGACAUUAGGAUCAGUUCAGGAUGUGUUUUGGAAGGGAAUCCCAGCGUGAAACAAAGGAUUAGUAGGGCCUCUCGUGUGUGUGUGUGUGUGUGUUAUUUAGAGAGUGAGAGAAUGAAUGGAGUGUUAAUGUAGUCUGUUAUUAGUGUAUUGUCCUGUGCAGAUGUGGCUGGAGGACAGAGGGGGAUUUUUUUAGUGAGGUGAAAGAGUUCAGGAUCUCAGAGGGGUCAAAGGUGAUUGAUGAAUAUUUAGACAUUUAGAAAGGUCUGUAAGUUUUUUGCUUUAUUAGGGCCUGCUUCCACUAAAAGUACUUGUUGCAGUGUCAGUGCCCAAAGCAUUUAUUUGAGAGUGCUGCUCGUUGCAUUUGUUUUAUAAAACAUCUUGAAAUAUCUUAAAAACAAGAGGUAGAAAUGUGUUGUAGCAGCAGCAGUGGCAGCUCUUAAUUUAGAAAUUGUGACCUGAAAAAGUGGGUGUGGUCCUCUGUUUAGACCCCAGUUAUAGAUUUUGAAAUCGCACCUAUCUCUCCCUUAUUUUGAUUGGUUGAUAAUGAAGAAGUCAGCUCUGUGAGAACAGCAUUAAGGAGAGCUGAAAAUGCUAAGCUCUAUCAGUUGGGUGUAGAGAAAAUAGGCCCUACCAGUGCAAAACUGCUGCCAGUGGACACAGGCCCUUUUGCCAUUUGACUUGAUUGUUGUUUUUGUUCUGUAAUUUUUUUCCCCUUAUUAUGAGUCUGUUGAUAUGCUGUGCCAGUGAAAAGACAGGAUGUUUCACUUCUGUGGAGUAAAGUGAAAAGAAGGUUUCUGUUUGACAGUUAGAUUUGCUGCAUUGAUUUGUAUAAUCACAGUUUUUUUUGUCUGUGAGCAGUGUGUGUGUGUGUGUGUGUGUGUGUGUGUGUGUGUGUGUGUCUGUCUGUCUGUCUGUGUGGUCCUGCAGCCUCUGAAUCCUGUUUGUCUUUGUAGCAUUCAUCCCACAUUCUGCCUCUUUGUCUGCCUGCCAUAUCGAGGUGUCGCCUUGUAAGCAACAUGUGCAAACAGCCAUGUGGACUUACCUGUGUGUGCAUGUGUAUUUACUGGUUUGUUUACAUUUCCCACAAUGUGUUUAGUAUGCACACAAGCACUCGUAGAGACAAUUUGUGAGGGUAUUUUCUGCUGUGUGUGUGUGUGUGUGUGUGUGUGUGUGUGUGUGUGUGUGUGUGUGUGUGUGUGUGUGUGUGUGUGUGUGUGUGUGUGUGUGUGUGAGUUACAGAGAGACAGACUAUGCCAGCAAGGCAGGUGUCAGGUGGAGUGACAGGUGGCAGCUGAGAACAGGGAGGAUUUCCUCUUUUUAGUAACGGCUGAUUACCUCCCCUUCCUUUCUCUGGCCAUGCACAGUGAGUCUCAACCAGGAAUCCCCUUUUAGGUUUGUAUAUUUGCAGUUUGUCAACAUUGCAGAGUAUCUAGUUAGUUUAAAAAGUGUAGAAUUGAUCUUUGAAAAUGUAUUUGAGAUUGUAAAGAAAAUAAAAAUGAUCCAAAAUGUGUAAAAACUUAAACUGGAUCAUUGUGUCUCCUACAAGCAUGAAAAGUAGGGUUCAUUUCCUAUUACAGUUAACAAACAAAGGAAAAAUUCAUCUAAUUUUCAAGCUGCAUAUAGUGAAAAUUUAACUGUGAAAUAAAAAAAGAUCACUGUGGUCAUCAUGGACAUGAAAAGUUAGAAACAGUAAGUGUUGUCACAGAUGGUCUAGUUUGUUUUUGUAGCUCACAUCCAGGCGUCGGUAUUAAUUUCAGUCUGUUCAAACCUCCUGGCAACAGUUUAAGUAAAAACAUUUAUUUUGACUCUUAGAUACUCUGUCAAUAUACAUUUUUAGACUGAAUCAUAACAGCUGUGUGCAGAAUUUCUGAAAACAGAGAUGAGAUUUUGAUGUAAAGGGGAGCUGACAAGAAAGAGGAAGAGGGAGACACACAAUGACAAGGAGAAGGAAACGGGGUAAUGGAGGGUUAAAAUAAGCUGUUAGUGUGAGACAGGGAAGGAGGAGGAGGGAUGCAGUUGUUUGUUUUCCACGUCAGUCCUGUCUGAGGGAUCUCCCCCGUGGGAAAAAGACAUCUUUACCAUCAAAGAGCAGACAGAUACUGUAAAACCGCCACUCUGUCUCCUCUCAUACCUCUGACUCACUUAUCGCUGUCUUAUCUCUGCGGCUGCAUUAGUCAGCUGCAAGUUGAAUCGGAUUCAGUUACAGAUCAAUAUCAUCUCCUGGUGGGCUGUUGUGAGCCCAUAAGGCUUUCCUAUUCUUCCAUAAAUCUGCCCAUUAUGUGUGGAGUUUCCCGGUGGCACACACACACUCUCCCUCCCUUUCUUCUCCUCAUGUGUUGACCCCAAGUCAGUCAGGGUCUCUUGACCUGCCGUCACCCCACCAGAUUAGUUGCCAUAAUUAUCACACUCCAUUAAACUUCCAUGAACAGCUGAGAUGGCCAAGAAGUGAGGGGCCCAGCUGUCUCCUCUGUGGUCUAAUCUGCGGAUCCUCAUCAUCCUUGUAUGUGUGCCUCAGGUCACCAUACAGGCUAAACACACGUAUGAACCAGCAAGCAUAGACAGGAUCAACCCCUCUGUUGUUAGAUCUGGCGCAUGUAAACACACUGAAGACCCAAACACGUCUUCAUUCUUCACACUGGAGUGGACACAGUAGGGAUUAAAGAGCUGGAAGUGAUUACAGCAAUAAAGAGAGUCUAUCAGUGUGAAGUAGGUUAAUAACGUUUGUUUGGCUUUCUCUAAAUGUUUGCUUUAGAGGAGGGUGUAGAAGAGCUCUAUGUAUUUUGGUGGGUGGGCUGGAGUUGACAGCGUGUUAACAGUUAACAUGUUAACUAUGUCAGUUUAACCAGACAGCUUAUGAACAAGUUUAUCUCCACAUAUGUCGUCUGUGCUUGUUUACAUCUGGGUAGUAGUAGAGCGUUUUCUCUAGGGAUGGGCGAUAAACUGAAAAUUUAGGGAUACCAAAAUUGACGACAAUAACCAACGUCAUUCUGCCCAUGUCAAUAUAUUCGGUACCAAAUAAAUAAAGUUGGUUUUUAAUGUGUGAUCUCAUGUCCCUUUAAGACACUGUCCUAUGUCGGAGGUGUGACUCCACCCUACCCAGUCCGUAACAAAGAGGGAAAGACAGGUGAGGAGAUGGAGGACGGUUCAAGAGUUGUAGAGGCUGGAGCGGUGACCUAAGUAGACAAAGUUAAUGUGGGAGGGGGUGAGCAACUUGUGGAGUAGUUAUCGUCCAUUUAUGGUUAUCGAGAUGAACUGCUCAAUAUAUCUUGAUAUUGAUUUGAGGCCAUAUCGCCCAGCCCUAAUUUUCACAUUACAGCAGUAUGCUCCAGCUUAGGCAUUUGAAUAAAAAUGUUAUUAAUUCAUUUGAAUUGUUGGUAAUUCUGGUGCAGAUUAGUUAGGGUGAUAAUUUUUAGACGUUUACAAAUCAGGAAGGCUCUUGCUGACUUUGGGGAUCAGCUUUCCUCGAGCCUCUGCUAAGAAAGUGUUAGCAUCAUCACUCAUGUGGUUUUCCUCUCACUGUCUCUAACGUCCUUCUUUCCUAUCUUCAUACCUCACACACACUCUUGCCCUACUCUGCCAGUCUUGUAAAACAUGACACCGUCUUUUCAUUUCUCCACUCUGUUUAAAUCAAUCUUGCCGACGGCUGCUCUCAUGUCUGACUCUCUGCUCCUUUUACUCUCUCUGUCCUGUCAUCUCUUUGUUUCUCCCUCCUCUGACCUGUCUGUCCAGUGAAGCUGGUUUUUCCGGUUGUUGGUGGCAGCGUGUUGACAUUUCCCUCUGCUGAUAUUUAAAACGUGACUCCAGAGUUUGUGCAUGUUAAAUCAAAUGCAUAUUUAAAUGUUACACAUUCUUGUAAACCGAAAGUGGUACAGACAUCCUAGGUGUAUUUGAUGCAGCUGAUUAUGAAGGAACCUAAAAUGAAAGUGAGACACUAGCCAUGUUAACAUGUGCAAAAUUUCUUUAUCUGAUUAAAAAUGAGAGGGAUUGAAUAAUCUGAAUCCACUGUUUAUAUGGGCGCAAAGUCAAAUGAUCCAAUCAUGACGUGCGUAUACAUGCACCGAAUUUUAUUUAGAUUAGAAGCAUUUGGACAUGCGCAUAGUUGUCUGAUUUUGCGCAAACAACUGCAGAAGAAGAGUUGUAUUUAAGCCUGUGCUGUCAACAAACAAACAAACGCAGUAGUGGCUCACUUCAUUCAAUUCAGGAGUUUUCCCCUCUGUUAAAUGUUGUCACUAGAUGGCGCCCUUGCCUACUUAUUUUACUGUUCUGUCAAAGGUUGCGCUGUGCGUGCAGAUGUGACAUCAUUACAUCGUAUGUUCGCCUUGUCAUGUUAUCGAAGGAGCAGACGCAGCACCUGCGGUUGUGUUUAAUGCCAGAGUGUUAAAAAUGAAACUUACUGACCUUGAUACACUAAAGGCUAAAGAGUGAAGACCGAGUUAGGUAAGAGAGUCACGAUCAGAGUGAGUGUUUACAUGGACGCGUUAACAAUCGGCAUAAACUACCCCUCUCGAUCGGAAUGCAAUUUCUUUCCGAUUAGGCUGAAUAGGAUCAGAAUCUGCUGAAAAGGAUCGGAAUCUUCUGAUCAACACGUUUACAUGACGCUUUUUUAUUCAUAUCAGGUAUUUAUUCUGGUUAUUUGUGCCCAUGAAGAACAUGAAGCAAAAACACACAACAGUCAAACAAUAAUAAGAUACUGCUGCAAAUAAAGCCAGCAAAGGUGGAAAUUUGCCUGGCUGCCUUUUUCUUUGGAAUAAAUGCUCUCUGUGUUGAUUGUUGACAGAUUUAGAGGCUCAUAAAAAGUCUGUGAAAGUGUGAAAUUACACUAGCAUUAAACUAGUUCUGAAAACCAAACAGAAGAGCAGAGUGUUUUUUCAUUUAUACUCCCGUAUAAAUAGGAUGUGAGGAGAAAUUUUUAAAAACUAAUGAGGUGCAAAUGUGUCAGACAAAUUCAUACUAAAUCUGUUCCAACACUGGCAGGUUUGGAGGUAAAGUUUUCAUUUUUGAACAGCUUGGUGAUUAAUUCCUGGUUUUCUUGGCCACACAGGGAAGAUUAAACAGAGGCUGGUUAGGUUUAUUUUGAGGAAAAAAAACAAAAGGUCCACAUUUUUCGGGCCUCUCUUCAGGCGUGAAUCAAUAGAGCUUGGUGAAUAGACUCAGCUGACAUGACAUAUGCUGGGGCUGAGUGCCUGACAUUGAUGAUUUAUUCUGUUCCCUAAUGGGUCGUGAAUCUGAUCGAUUAAUCAGCAAGGAUCAGGUGUCCAAUCAGAGGAGCUUUAAUACUUGGCAUGUGACCACCUAAAUGUGUGCUGGCAUCGCCCCAUCACCCACUGAAUCACCCUACACUCUAUUAUUGUGCUGGUCUCCAAGUCCAGGACCCUCUUCCUGGUUACUCGCAAACACAGUGUGUGUUGUCCCUCCCUCUUAGAUCCACACACACACACGCCUUCCUCUCCCCUCACGGUGCUCCACACCAACAGGAAGGAGAGAGGAAACAAAGAGACCACUUCCCGUGCGUACAGCCAGCGUGCUACACAAUAGAACAGGAAGUGCCUGGCAACUGUAAGAGAGGCUGCAGAGUGUGAAGGAAAGAUAAAGUGCUCUCUCCAUCCCCCUCUCAUGCCUGUCAUUUUCCAUCACCCUCUCUGUAAGGGCCUGACCUUCUCCUGCCUGCCUCUGUUUAUUUUGCCUUGAUGUCCUCUUCAUGGAGGAUCAAAUAUUCCUGCUUUUAUUUUCAGGUUUCUUUCCUUUUCCAAUACAUUUGCUCGACUUUUUCUUAAUUUGGUCUCAUUCACUGAGGGAACAAUCAAUCUUUUCAGUGCAGUCACGCCCCAUGUCAGACCAACUCUCCAGAGGGCUGCUGCUGUCACCAUGGCGACCUUUGCCUGGGAUGGACAAUCUUGGACAGCAGGGGACUCUGGACUUUACAGAUGCUCAAAGCCUUGUUUUAAAUCAAGCCUGCUGGCCCGGCUGCAUUGAGCAGACUGACUCACAUGCUGCCAAAGGUCGUCAAAAGAAAUAAAGCAAAGUUAAAGCAGUCAUGACGCAAAGAUUCAAGCACCUGAGUGGCAGCAAAGACAUGAGAGAAGAAAGAGUUAGGACAAGGUCAGUUUUUCUUAGAAAACACAUACAAACACCCAAAAAUGGAGACUUAAAAGGAUCCACGACUACUCGUCCUGGCCCAUCAUGAUUCAUCCCCUCUCCCUCCCCUCUGGAUGUCCACUCUUUACGAUUCCAGGCUCCAACCUUCCCCUAGUGUUACUCUCGGGAGGAAGGUCUUCACUCUGCUCACAACUUCAAAGAACUCCCCCCUCUCCUCCUCCUCCUCCUCCUCCUCCCUCUUCUUCCCCCCCUUACCUACUCAAUCCCUCUCUUCCUCUAUUUGUAUUCUUCCUCUUCUCUCCAUUGUUCAAUCAAUAUCUUUCCCCCUUUUUUCUGCUUGCCCCCCUCCCCUCUUCUUUGUUGCCUUCUAUCUCUCAGCACCUCUUUCCCUUUCCUACCCCUUCUCGUACUUUUUUUUCUCUCGCCGUCCUCCUCUCUUCAAGUGAAACACAUCAAAAGCAUGCUGUCUUCCUCUCUUGUGGUGGUCAUUUAUCCCAGUGGUUGAGCUGGGAGGCGGGCUUCAUGCCAAGGCCAGGUAUCCUCAGGGGAACAUCUGGAAACACACACUGCACCUUAUCUGGUGAAGAGAGAGAGAGUGGAAAAAGAAAAAAAAGCCCAUAAAAGGAAAUUAUGUCAUACUUUGUGAAAUAUGUACCAGGCAUUGUUAGUGAGUGAGUGGAUGCUGGAGCGAUCCCACUGAGACCCAACAACAAGGCGAUAAUCCAGAAUGACUUGCAUCUAUUUUCUCUUUUUUACUUUCCAUCUUCACAACUAUUUUUAGAGAAGCUUCCCAUUCCAGGAAACGCAAUAAAGCCAGUUGUCACAGCAUGAAAUACUGCGCUGAGAGGCUCUGUAUGGCAUCUAUUUAAAUAGCUGCAGAACUCUGUACCACAUAAUAUCUCCCUUCAGUCAGGAUUUUGCAGCAGGCCUAACUAUGGGUCUCCACAAUGACAUGCCUCUAUUAUCAAAUUUCCUGCUCUGCUGCUCUGUCAUGCUUUCCAUGAGAGAGAGAGAGCGACACUUCUCAAGUUAAAACGCACUGCUUUUGCAACUUUGCUCUGAUUUAUUUGAUCUCCUUAAGGUAACUCUGUAGUUUGUGUUGUGUUUGCUCAUUGUCUCACUGAAGUUAGUUAAUUCUUAAAUAGUUUGCAAAGUUUGUUUUGUCUGUUUCCUGCCAGAUCAUGGUUGCUACUGGAAACCACACAAAAAUAUGCAAAAUAAUUAAUGUGCAAAUGUACGGAUUGUGCUCAUGUCUCUGUUCAGUCAGUGGUGACCUUCAGUCAGAGGCAGCAGGUAGUGUCUGCUAUGCUGUACAGAUUAGUUCAGCUUGAAACGAGCUGCAGACUUUCAUUAGCAUUGUAAAUCCUUUGAGGGUCAGCCACGGGCCGGCAUCACGCUCUCAAAGGCACAGUGAAGAACAGACAUCUGUCACUCACCCUCACACUGUAUAUACAGUAUCUCCUCCAUCUCUGCUUGCAAUGGCCCACAUCUGCAUUAUCAGCGUUGCACAGAAGAGGGCAAAACUCAUUGAUAGGGAUGUGCUUAACUGUCUCUGAGAUCAGUAGGUGCUCUUCAGGCUAAGAUGUACCCUGUAUGACUUUUAAACAAUUCGAGGCUCAUACUUGGAUGAAACAAUAACAUUACUUGAAGUAUGUGAUUGAGUUUUUCUGCUUCAUCACUGUAAACUCUGCAGCAGACACGUUUUGCAUCUUUUCUUGCUUUUGCUUUUGCUCCCGUGAUCAGCCGUGUCUUCCUUUCUACUAUUUAUAUUAGCGGACUAUUUCAACACAGUGUUUCGGAGUAUGAGCUUAUCAAACCAAUUACUUAACACUGUGUAAAAGAAUAUAGAGUCAGAAAUCUCAAGAAACAACAUGUGGAAAGAAGGGGUGGGAAUCACUACUGGCCCCACGUUAUGAUAUCAUCACGAUACUUGGGCCAACUGUUUAGCCAAUAUAACAUUUGUCUUAUUUACACUGUAUUUUAUUUUCAUGUGGCACUUCUUGCAAACCUUAUAUAUAUUUGUUGCACAAACUUUCUCCUGCUUUAUGAUGUCAUCUCUGCCAACCUCACUGGACAAACAGUUGAUUUAAAUUUUCCAUUAUCAUAGAUUUGACUUCAUAUUAGCAAUUUUUUGAAAAAUUGAUCCUUGGUAAAUGAGAUGAUACGAUAUAACACCAGACAAAAUAUCGCAAUACUAUGCUGUAUCGAUUUUUUUCUCCCACCCCUAGUAGUUAGAGAUUAGUAUUUAGUGCAUUUUCAUUACCUUAUCAUUUCAGACUUCAGUUACUCAGUUUGGAGGACAUUGAAAAUGAUCAAAAUGGAGACAAUAAAACCAAAUAGUUGCAAGAACACAUUGUUGACAUGAAUUGAAUAUUAUUUUUUUCUCUUUUAUUCCUUAACCUUGCACUUUUCUAUUUUCACAUUAUUCCCUCACAGCCACAUGCAUUUAAAAUUGAUCCAGCUCCAGUUCAAACCUGUCCUUUGUUUCUUUCCACACAUCAUAAACAAAUCAGGAUACAUGUACAGUUUUAAUGGUUGCAUCUGCUCUCUCCCUGCAGCAGAUUACCAGCAGAGUACCAGAUUAUAUCUCUUAAAAUAAUAGAGAUCAUCCUUUCAGCACUCUGAGUUUAGCCCGCAUGUAAACACAAUAGUGUAAACAUAAACCCACAUGUGAAGAGGAUGUGUACUGUGGCCUGUACGGGUCAGGGGAUGGAGUGAACUUUUUAUUUGUGCUGCAGGAGCAAGUUGAUUGUUUUUUUUUUAAAGCUUGGCCUUUGUUAAAGAGAGCUGAUCAGACAGAGCUCGGACUCAUUAGGAGAGCACUCAUUAAAAAACACGCUCACAGACACUGUGAUAGAUGAGUACAGGCUAAGCGCUGCCACUUCUCAUGCACACACACACACUCUGAAGACAAGGUUUCACUUCAGCACUGUGUCUCAAUCUGUCAGGAUCUAGUUAUGAUAGAAUCAGGCUUUGUCUGCUUCAUACACUUACUCUCUUGGUCUCAUACACUCCUCACACAUCUUUGUGCUGCUGCUGCUCCAGGCCAUUGAGGAAUAAUGCUGUUAUAGUCUGGAAGCAUGCUGUAAUGGUGAGGUGAAAUGUGAUCAAAUACGAUAAGGGAAUCUUCUCAGAAAAAAAGAAACGUAAAAUAAAGAAAUAGAUGAAACUAUUAACUACUUUGUACUAUUUCAAUGUGUUAAAUGAUAAUGUGGUAGAAGAACGAGAACAAAAAGAGAAGAAGAAGCUGUGCAGACAGAGAAGUGAUGGUGUGGAUACCAUCAGGCUGCACAUCCCUCUAGCACCCUCUGUUGGACACAUUAGACAAAUGCCCACCACUCACUUGGAGCGAGCACUCAUACGGCUGGUAGAGAUAAUCUCAGAUUUGUAAGUAAGUAAGUGUUUUUGUACAAGUUUAUAUAUAAUAUAUUUGUGUGUGUGUGUGUGUGUGUGUGUGUGUGUGUGUGUGUGUGUGUGUGUGUGUGUGUGUGUGUGUGUGUCUGUGUGUGGUAUUAAUUGUGGUUCUUGUGCCUCUGAGUAAUAGACUCAUUAGAACAGGAGCUGUGCACAUGUGCUCCAGCUGGACUGUCUCCUUAUACCACCUCUGCUCUCAUUAUUAUAGUGCCUGCUGUGUGUGUGUGUGUGUGUGUGUGUGCGCGCGCAUGGUGAGGUGGGAUCUCAUAUGGGGCUACCUUUAAUGAGCUCUCUCUUAUUUCUCUAUCUCUUUCACUCACACCCACUUUGACACCAAAACUUAAACACAUAUUUUCCUCACUGUCUAUAAUCGGAAAAUGAUCAAACAGUGAUUGACACACAUCCUCUGUCUUCUCCUACCUUAACUUUCAGUCUAUGUACAGUAUUUGUUUUCUCUUGUCUGACAGCGACCAGAUGUCCCAGCCAGCCCUGGUCCUGUUAACACGAGCCUGGGCUGUGUUGAGCUGUGGUGUUAAAUUUUAAAAGGCUUAAGUCUGGCCUUGAGAGCACUAUCACUGCUCCGGUAUAAUUGUUUGGGUACGGCUAGAGGAGUGCCAUUUGGCUGAGGAAAGUGAAAGUGCCACCACGCUGAAUUAUAGAUGAACAAUUUUGUAAGUAUACAUCCUGCAAAGUGUUGGCAAAUGCAAGCUUUUAAAAAUACGUCACAAGCAUAGAUUGUUUUUGAAGGUUGGUAUUGACUAUUACUUCCUGACGUCAAUAAAGGAAGGUUCUUGGUGAAUGAGCUUAACUUUAAAAAAGGUAACAGGGAGAACUUGAGGCGCUUCUUUCCUGAAAAAUGCCGUCUCAAAUGCGCCGGAGCGUUGUGUUUGCGGUGCAGAGAGGUUGUAAAUGAAAUGUGGAGGAACAGAUGGUGUUGGAGAGAAGGUGAGGCUUGUGGUCAUCCUUGUCCAAAGCCUGCAUGGUGAGAGUGGCCUGUUGUCCUGUUUGUUUGCGCCGGAAACAGGGAGAAUCAUAACGGAGUGGUGAGUCAUUUAAUCCAUGCAUGUGAGCAAAACAGAGAAAAACACUUUCAAUUUUGUAUCUAGAUGUAAUCUGUAAGGACUCCAUGAAAACCUUUUAUCUCUUAACAUAAUUCUGCUUCUCAUGCGUUGCAAACUUGAGUGCACCAGCAGGCGUUGUGUGUGUCCACUUGCUUGUUCUGAAGCUCUGCCCAGGUGUUGUGUUGAUCCCCACACACUUGGAUAGUGCUUCACUCUCUGUAAACUAGGGAAAUAUAAGGUCUCUCUUCAGUGUAGAUGACAUGAAACAGUGAGUCUUUAGUACAGUUUGUGCUGAGCAGGGUAAACACGGCACAUGUACUUUUUCAUUUAAUCAUAGCACUGAUGCUGGACUCCCCUCUGAGCCCCGGUCAUGAAUCACAGGCAAGAACAAAAGACUUUGCCAUAUGGAGCUGAGCUUGUUAUCCAUAGCCCCUGACAUAUAGAUAUGGAUACACAAACACACACACACACACACACAAAUGCCCAGCUGGGGCCACGGCUUCUAUCUCUUCUAUGUGUGUGUCUGUGGUUGCACGCUCAAAUUGGAUUGCCAUGGUGCCCCUGUGAAGAUGUUUAGCUGUUUUGUUUCUCUUAUGCAAAGACCCCCUGCUCUCUCCCACCCUGCUUACCCACACUAUAGCAAAGGUGCUGAGGUGCAAGUGUGUAUGCAAAGGGUUUAAUGGCUUAGGCUGUGUCAGGCUGGGGAAAACAUGCUCAUUCAUAUGAUAAUCUCCAAACAAAGAAAAAAACAAUAAAUCUGUAAAACAUCCUCUGAAACUGACGGAGAAGGGGGCAGAUCCCACCGAGCCGCAGCUUCAGAUGGGACACCAGCUUGCGUAUCUCAUCUCAAACAUGGGAGACCUUUGGAUUUAGGCCACAAAGACACACAAUGGAAACUGUUUCUGUCAUGAUAAUAGUAGCCUAAGCAGUGUUACCGCUGGUAAGGACAGUAGGUUAUAGUUGUUAUUGUGUCUGAUGGUUUAACAUUGAGGAAAAAAGUAACUAUCUUAGCAUAUGACGGGGUAUAGCUGCCACUAGGGCUGGGCGAUAUGGGCAAAAGUUUAUCACAAUAUAUUUUUUUCAUGUCAGUCAAUAUCGAUGAUAUCACGGUAUAAAAAAUCACUUGUCAAUCUGAAAUGUUCCCUGUUACCCUCAAAUGAAAUUUAACAGUACUUAUUGGUAGCAUGUCUUUGGAAAUACAAGAAGCUACUGCAUCUGUGAGGUCUUUGUGUCUCUUUGACAUUUUGUCGAAAGGCGUUGCACCAAACAAAGCAGACUAAAUGGUUGGCUGUUUUGGCGCCAUGGGCUCCUUGCUCUGCUCGGGGUUCGUAACCUUUUACAUUGUUGGUGCUCUGCUGCGUGGCACUGCUUCAGGUGGUGAAAAAGAUUUUGAGGUAUUCCCCAACUUUGUGUGAACAUGAACUCGACAUAAUUUGCAGAGCACACUUCUCUGCUUCAUGUCCGACCUCAAAAAACAAAAUACCUCCACACCACCGACGUAUUCAUGCCAGUGUUGUCAACGAUGUUGUCGUCUGUUGAGCCUUCAUCUGCGUUUCUGCCAGAGGUAGCACUCAUUUUCUUUUUUCUCAUCGACAGUGCUGUCAGCGUCAUGUGUUAAAGUGCUAUGGUUGCGUGUAGCUACACAGUGUUUUGCUACUUGGUUCUAAUUCAGCACAUGAUUGGUUCAGCGCGGCGCAGACCCGAAGCAACACACCUUUUCAUUGGCUAUUAGUGUGGUCUACCAAACCAUGGGAGAAUGCCAGCUAUUGAAAAGCAAAUUGACUUUGUUUCAUAUCGAUAUUGAGGGAAAUAAAUUUUUAAUAUAUAUCAUUAUCGUUUAAUCACCCAGCCGUAGCUGCCACAAAGUUUGUUCUUACUUUCAUGUCCUUAUCACUCAAUGAGACGUCAGAAUAUCCUGUGGACAUCCUGAAUUCCUCUCAGUAGCCUUUAGAGCCAUCUUUCAAGAAAAGUGUGUUGUACAGACAAAAUGCCAUUGUUUCAGCAGGCUUGAUUUGUGCGCACAUUUACUUGAGUUUGAGGACAUGUUCAGACAGUGAAAAAUGUCCUGUUUCGGGAGCUUGAGAGAAAGAGGAAUAAGAAUAAAGAGGCUUAUCUCCUGCUGCAUCUCUGUCAGUGCUUUGACCUCAAUGAUCAAACAGGCUCUUGGCUGAUAGUUGCCCAUUACAGUGCUUUUUAAAACAACAUACACUAUAACUAGCAAAACAAGUCCAAUUUAUUCACUUUCAUGCAUCAGCAUUGAGUUUAUUUUACAGGUCCUCUGAGGGAGGUAGAAGGUCUGACUGUGUGCUGUAGAGCUGAAAAGCAUCUGGACAGUCACAAGAUAACCCAUCAGGGCCGGCCGCUCUGGGUCUUUGACUCUUUGAAUAGAGAUUGAAGGUUUACAGAUGUGAAGGCCUGAAUGGACGACACCUGAGAAACUUCUUUUACAAUGAGAAACUUAAUAACCCUCAACAUCUGAUAUCAGCUUUGCCAUGAGUUUUCUCAACACUGGCUCAGGUGUUUAAUGACUUCAUAUUAAAACAAAACAUCUUCUUGCGUGUUAAAAGACACAGCUGGACACAGCUCCAGCUUUAAAAUUAGGUAUCAUGCUUUUUGUUGUAGCCGCUUGAGCUUUUUGCUCUCUGUAACUACUCCACCAGCGCUAAUGGAUUGGCCAAAUGACAGCAGCACACAUGAUUUUAUGCAGCUAAAGAGGGAUAUUGAAAGAGUUGCCACCAGCAGGAUGGAUAUAUUGAACUGCAUCCCAUAACUUAAUCAGCGUGGAGUACAGUUGGUUGGCACUUCUGAGUCUAGCAUGAAGACAACUGUAGUUUUUACAUGGGGGUGGUGUAGCUGCAGGCAGACGCUAUUCACAGAUUCCUGUGUUUAUUGCCAGAGUGAGGCUCCCAGCCUGGUCAUGCCUGUCACACAGAUGUCUUGCUCCACAAAUCACACACAGGAACCUAAAAACAUAUAAGCAGCAUGAAAGGAGCUCUAUCAUUGGAGUUUCAGGUGGUUUGACAUGUUGGUUUUUCAGUAUGUUUAAAUAUAAAAACCGAGGUAAACCUGCAUGACACUCCCUGCAUAUAUAAAAUCAAUAGUUUUUAUGGCUUGGCCUUUUGUUUGCUGCUCUUUGUUAGAGAUGAAGCUUGUUUUUAUUGGAGCAUGAUGCUGGUUAGGAGAGGUUGUCCUGUCGUCUGUGUAGGAGAGACGUGUGUUUACACCGCUGUCAAACUCUGGCUCAGAGCCAGACCAGCAGCACAUUGCUCAGUGCAGCCGGGGCAUCAUGCAUUUGAAUGGAACAGAGAUUAAUAUGUUUGGACUGGAGCCACAUCUCCCUCACACAGACACAUGUUCAGAUAUUUGUCUGUAAACCCAUUGAUAAGAUAUUCUUUCCUCAUGGCUUAACGCAGAACCUCACAUUUCGACCAGAUUUAGAAACAUGAUAUUUAAGAUCUGCCUAAAAAGUCUCUAUGGUUGAAAAGAUACUCCUGUUCCUGAUCUCAAAUGUAGACACACAGGUGACCAGUUCAUUCCUACACUCUAGGCAUGUGUGUGUGUGUUCGUGUGUGUGUGUGCAACAUCCCCAUCUGGAUAUUUGCUCUUGAGUGGAUCAGCAUCUGUCCCUUUGUGAGGACUGGUGCAGGCAUCACAUGUAUGUAUGUGUGUGUGUGCGCGUGUUUCUUUGAUGAUGUGUGUGCGUGUGUGUGUGUACAGUAUCAGUGUUUUUUUCAUCACUGUUAAUUAUGAACCCCCCCACCCUCCUUGUCUGCUCCCCAAAUCAGUGCACAGCUGCAGGCCCCCCCUGAGUAAAACAGCGCUGCAGCUAAUGUCUUAUUAUUCACGCUGUCUGUCUGCUCACCAGCCAUACAGAGCCUGGGGGACGGAGGGAGAUUUGGGGAUGUGUGAGCAUGUGUGUGUGUGUGGGUGUGUGUGCAUAUGAAAUGAGGGAGCUAUGUAUUAGCAAAGUGGUAAUAGAGGGCUCACUCAGUCCCCUAAUUCAUUGGCGCUACUUAAUUAAAAGUGAUGCGACAGUGUGAUUGGAGCGGUUGAUGGAUGGAGACCAAGACAUGCCCAGACCCUCUAGGAUCAUGGAUAUCAGUGCGCGUGUGUGUCAGCAUGCGUCUGUGUGUCAAGUGAAAGGAAGAGGAAGUCAUUACCUUUUUAAUCAUAUUCUCCUUAAUGUCUUUUUCUGUUUUCCUUCCUUUUAUUUCCUCAUCCCCCUUUUUUGUCUCUGGAUUCUCCCUAAAGCCUCCCUCGUGUUCGCCCUGCCCCCCUUUCCGUUUCUCCAGCUGGCUCUCAGUGUCAAGCUCCUUGUCAUCUUCAAUCAACCCCUCUUUUCUGUAACACUUAGCCUUUUUCCUCCCGUCCCCGACUGUCUUUAACCUUCCAGUGGGAUGUGUGUCAGAGAAAUGAUCCAACACUGUGCAGACAUGUCAUUGAGUGUGACUCAAGCUGUACAGAAGAAUAAAUCUGGACUCACUGUAUGUGUUGAUGCUUUGAUAUAUUUUGGCUUCAUUGAAGGUUAUCAUACUGCUGUGCUCAGCUGAAAGCUGCUUCCAGUAUGUGAUUCAGUCUGGAAUCAGACCAUGGAAGCUGGUCUGUGACUUCUCUUAUGCACUCCUGUUUUUGCUGCAUUAAAGGCUGUGAUUAUACUUAACUCUGAGACCCCCGAGUAGAAGCCCUCAUGUAAUGUGAUGGACUUGAACAGAGCUGUCUAAAAGGGAAAAUCAGAGAUGUUUCAGGAUGAAAGAUUAAUAAACCUUUACAUUAAACAAGGCAGACUAAUAUUUAUUCAUUACAUUUCCACUUUUCUCACUGGUGAGUUAAUCCAAGCUUGAUUAUUAAAGGAUACCUGACUCCACAUGUUUUGAACUGGAACUCUGACUUUACGUUAGGUUUCAUCAUUUUGACCCUUGUCUUUGUGUCUUAAUUUAUCUUGUCCUUCACAUGCUUUGGUGGUUGUUUAUGACAAUCCCAUCCUGCUAGCUUUUAAAAGUCAAAUUUAUAAUUUAUUUAGAAUAUCUUAUGCAGAAAUGAUGAAGACAGGGCUGGUAAGCUGGUUCUGAUUCUGCUUCUUCAGCUGCAAGGACUAGACUUACUCCGUCACACUGGUUUUUAAUUACUGUAAAAGUUGGAUUAUGUGUUUUUAAAAGAUCAAUUGUCUUUAUUUCACAGAUUUCUUUAGUUAAGACAGAAGACAAACCAGUAUCUUAAAUAUCAUAUAUAAGAAGCUGAAAGUAAGACUUUUCUGGAAGAACAGAAGUUAAAUACUGAAUUUUAGGAUGGUUUAGGAUUAAUUUGUGUAUCUAAAUUAAAGGCGCUGUGAGGAGACUGAUUCCUCUUUAUGACUCACAUAGUUGUUGUUACUAGCAGACUUGAUUAUUUCUUCAUACAGAAGUUUUAGUGUCUGUGUUUGAGUUGGAUUUUCUGUAAAAAUCUCCCAGUUAAAUUUUGGCAGUGAAAUAUGAUAAGAAGAACUUUAUUGAUCCCCAAAGAGAAAUUCAGUGUAUCCUGGAGUGUUUUUCCUUCAGAUUAUUUACUCUUUACAUAGUAUCAACGCAGGUUUGACAAAAAUGCUUACACAUUGUCUGCUGAAGCAUUGUGAAAGACAGGGUAAAUCUACAACCAGGGCUUUACAAGGUAACAGAGCAAAACGGCUCUGAACGGAAUUUCAUGUUGACGCUGGCUUGUGAAUGUUUCACUGCUCUUUAAAAACAAAAGAGUUCAACUGUGUGUAUAUUUGUGAUAUUUGUAAAUUCACUGGGACACCAGAGCACACACUGUGACAUUGGGGUUGAGAGGGGUAAAGCCAAAGUAGGAAGUCCGAUCAUAGUUUAGACCCAAACUUCAAAUAAUGGAUCAGAGUUUGCAAAAUUCAGUCACUGGUACAGUGCUGUUGUACUUGUCUCCUCACUCUGCAUCCUGCCCUGAACAAAGAAAAUCAGUGUUAAGAAGAUCUGAUUUUCGUGCACUUGCUUCCACAACAAAUGCAGAUGUAGGCAAGAGCCGCAUCUUUACAUCAGUGGGUGAUGUGCAUUCUGGGAAAUCAUCACCUAUUUUGUCACCAGAAUCAUCACAGCAUCAGAGACGCUCUAAGAAGGGCUGGGCGAUAAACCGAAAGUUUACUAAUACAGAAAUUUACGACAAUAACCGAUGCCAUUUUUCCCAUGUCGGUAAAUUCAGUGUCAAAAAAAUAAAUAGAUAAAAGUUGGUUUUGUGUGUGUAGGUAGGCUAUGGUCUCAUGUCCCUUUAAGAUGCUGUCCUAUGUCAGAGAUGUGACUCCACUCCAUCCAGUCCAUAACAAAGAGGGAAAGACAGGUGAGAAGGUGGAGGACGGUUCAAAAGUUGUAGCGGUUGGAGUGGUGGCUGAGGUAGACAAAGUUUAUGUGGGAGGGGGUGAGCAGCUUUUGGAGUAGUUAUCGUUUAUUUAUCAUUAUCGAGGUGAACUGCUCAAUGUAUUGUGAUAUUGAUUUGAGGCCAUAUCGCCCAGCCCUAGUGCCACUUUAACAGUCUUCUUUAUCAGGCUUUUUACCGGGAAGCUUUUCUAUUUGACGGUACUGUAUGUUUCCUCUGUAGAUUGUGUGUAUCACAUGUGAACAGCCUCUUAUCUUAUGAGCUUAAGCCAACACACAGAGUAUAUGUGUUUGACCCACUAAGUUCAAGGUCACUUGUAGUUCAUCUCAGUCUGUAGAAACACAGGAGGUGAUCCAUUGUGUGUAUGUGUGGGUGUUAGCUUAGCUGUUUUUGUGUGCGCUAGCAGGCAAUAAUUGAGCCUAAUUAUAUGCAGCUAUUCACGGAAAGUUACUGCCACAGGGUGAAUAGGUCUCUAAUUUCGAAAAUGAAAUAGCAAUCCACGCGCACGCACACACACACACACGUGCACACACGCUCAGGCAACGAGCCCACUGGGACAGCUGUAGUACUCUUUCUCCUACCAGUCUAAACACACAGCAGUGUUUUCCUGCACAUCAAAGGGCUCCCUGCACACAAUAAGCCAUAUUUUACCCCUGCAAAGCUCCUACUGCACUUUAAAAAUUCUCACCUAGCAAUUUUAAGGAAGAAACUCCAGGAGAAUAAGAGCUUGAAGAGGUUAGAGAAACUGUAUCUGUAUAGUAUCAUCGCAGCCUGAUCUCUCUGUCCAGGUGAAUGUGUGAUAGAUCCACUAUAAAGCAGAUUCAUAUAAAUAAACCUGCACCUGUGGACUGCCAGAUGUUGUUGCAAGCAUUAUCUUGUGUGCUACGGUCGCCUGCAUCUGUAUGGACGCUUCCUCUUGACAAUGAGAAAAGGUUUGCAUGCUGUAACUUCACCUUUCCAAACGUGUUUUAACAGGCGAACAAAGCUUCCUCCGUAGUUCUCGUACAGUGUGUGCAUGUGUGACAUUGGUAUGUGGGAAGGUGGGGGGCAGGGGUCUGCUUUUGACACCCUAAUCCUCCAGCCUAGUUUGGCUUUGUGUGAAGACCUUAGCUGGGAGGAGAUAGAUGGAGAGAGUGAGGAGAGAAAGAGAGAGGGAGCAGAAGAAGGAGGGGGUAUCAGGGGCAGUCAAUUGAAGAGGAGGGGGGGUGAUAGGAGCGUGGGGUUUGAGGGAGGGGAGUGAUGGGAAGGCAGAAUGAGAGAGAUGGGGUUCGUUCAUUCUGCUGCUCUCUCUAUGGAAGGAAACAAAGGAUGCUGAAGGGCCUGACUUCUGUCAGCUGGACUCCUUAGUUUUCCUGUUUUUGGCCGGUUAGCGUCUGCUGACCUGUUUGCCUGCCUGUAUCUACACCAGCCUCCUCAACUCUUUUUAUCUGCCUGUGCAUCUCUCUGUCCCUGCUGAAGACGUCUUGUUGCCGAUGUGAGUUUUUCUGCUCUUGUCCUUGCACGUUUAAAGUAUCCCAUAGAGGUCUUCUGUGGUCAUUGCAUACUAUACUUUUUCUGCUUCUGCUGGUUUGUGUUUUUGUCAUUUCGACAGUCUAAUAAUUCUGACGUGGAUAAAUCUGCAGUGUGAAUCUGCUUCUUUGCUCUUAGUCAUGUCUCUACUCUUUUUAAUCUUACAGUGGUACUGGACACAUCUUUUACCACUUUUCUGUCUAAAUCAGUGCCUAGAACAGCAUGCCUGCUCCUCAGGCUGUGGAUGAAUGAGGCAAAUGUCACCCACAGCUGACAAAGCCCACCUGAAAGAGUCCCUUAUAGUCAACCAAACUCUGCUCUAAUACACACCUCUGAGGUUCACACUUCAUCUAUAUCAGUAAAAGAGGUGACAUGUUAGUUUUUUUUUUCUUCCAGAGAGCUAAUGCCACAUGACAGCCGGCUACAUCUGCUUUUGUUAAAGUCUACACACGCACACACACUCACUCACACAAGCCUAGAGAGCAAGCGUGCCCUAAAUAUUUAGCUGUGGUUUUCUGUGGCUGAAGGGCAGACGGCUUGGUUUGCUGGCUUGGCAGAAGUUUUGGCACACUGUGGGUCAGCCCUGGCACAGGAACUGACAUUAAGAGUGGGUGGGGCGGGCUGUCUCUGCUGUCUGUCACUUUUAAAGAGGGACGUUUGGCAGAAGGGCAAAGACAUACAGCUUUUAACUUAGAGGAGACAGGCAUAUUGGAUAGAUCAUCAGCAGUUUAGGACAAAUAGUACGACACUGCAGAAUUAUCUUGAUGUUGAUAUGUUCAUCAAUGUUUAAUCAGGACAUUCAUUUAGAGUCAGAUCUCGUAUCCUGGUGUCGAGCUUGUCAUCAGUUGAAGUCGAUGCACAAAAGAACUGAUUUCUGACUAAUAUUCAAAGUGUUGCAACACUGCUCUCUUGUUCAAACUUCUUAAAUAUAAAGAUUAGUUUGUGUUUUUGCUCCUCCAUGAAAACAUGCUGUAGUGUGUCCAUGAGGCAGCCAGGAAAACUGACCUUUAGAAGUCUCAACACACAUACUAACUCAAACUUGACAGUCACACAGCUCAAGUUUAAAAACCGUGCAACAGUGUGUGCAUUACUGUUAUCACAAUCCAGAAGCUUUGAUUCAUGCUUGCAAAAAAUCAGAUGAUUAAGAUUCCUGUUUUGAUGCCACAGGGCUAAUGAGAGGCAAAAUAAAUGAGAUUUUCCUAAAAAUAAUGUUCAACCAAAACAAAAUGCUUCCUUGAGUCAUUAUUAAUAAUCCCAAGGAAGUGUUUUGCGGUGUGUGUGUGUAUCUACAGAAGACAUUCUCUCUGUCUGUAUUUGCUCAUUUUCUGACUAAUGCACUUACUUUGUGGGUGUCAGUCACUGUGCAGCGCUCUGAGGCUCCCUGUCAACAGUCUGCAGGUCACGACCGAUAGUAAAAUGCACAUCAUUGUCAUUCUCCUCUCUGUCAAAUGUAAUAUUUGUGUCUUUUUGAAAUGCUAGUAAACAUCUGUGAAUUUCCCAGUUUGGGAUCAAUAAAGUAUACCUUCCUACCUACCUACCUACCUACCUACCUAUCUAUCUAUCUAUCUAUCUAUCUAUCUAUCUAUCUAUCUAUCUAUCUAUCUAUCUAUCUAUCUAUCUAUCUAUCUAUCUAUCUAUCUAUCUAUCUAUCUAUCUAUCUAUCUAUCUAUCUAUCUAUCUAUGUAUGUCAAUCUUAAGUGUUUCCUGUUAUUCUUAAAUGAAAUUUAACAGUACUUAUUGGUAGCAUGUCUUUGACAAAACAUUAAGCUACUGCAUCUGUGAGGUCUUUGGGUCGCUUCGACGUUUUGUUAUAAGGCAUUGCACUAGAGUAGUGGUUCUCAAGUCCAGUCCUCGAUAUUUCCCUGCUCCAACACACCUGGUUCAAAUGAUCAGCUCGUUAUCAAGCUCUGUAAUGGCUUAAUAACGAGCUAAUCAUUUGAGUCAGGUGUGCUGGAGCAGGGAAACAUCCAAAACUUGCAGGACUGGACUUGAGAACCACUGCGCUAGAGAAAGCAGACUGAAUGGUCGGUUCAGCGCGGCGCACAUCCAUAGCAACUCCCCUUUUCAUUGGCUUUUCUUUAAGCCGACCAAAACAUUGCAGAAUGCUGAAAAGCAUAAUGACCAUAUUUCAUAUUGAUAUUGAGGGAGAUUAAUUUUUGAUAUACUACAUUAUUGUUUUAUUGCCCAGCCCUAAUCAUGCUAUUGAAAUGUGUCCAAGUAUUAACAUGUUUUAUAACCUUCAUGUGUAUGCAGCAUGUGAAAGUGUAUGUAUGGACCCUGCAGGUAUAAAUAAAUUAGAGCGGACGUUCAUGCCUGGCCGUCUGCUUCUGAGAGAGCAAAUGAGUGUUACCAUGGAAAUAGGUAGAUGUUGUAAAUCAAGCCUCAUCCUUACAGUACAUAAGACAGAGCUCCUCUUCUCCAUCCCGACCAUCUGAAAUGCUUUGUGCUACCUUGUGGAGGAAUGUGCUGCCUCAGUAUCCGAGCUCUGUCUGGGCAGUUGUAGGGUAAUUCUCUAAUGGGUCUCAGUAGAGGACCAGCAUCACUCAAUAGUCAUCAGUCAAUCGUUGUCAAUAAGACGAAGCAAAGGACAGUGGGCUCUCUUGCUGUCACUGUCCAGAGCGUCACAAGAUUGACCGUCUCUCUUUCCAAAUUGGAUUCAGUGCCUGCAGAGAGGAGUGUUUACCGUUACAACAUUGUGCCAAAUAAAAAUGCCUCCCGUCUCUGGGAAAUAAAACCCUGUAGAUGGAUGGAUGGCAGCUAUACAGCACACAGCAUGUAUUAAUGAUAACUCUGAAAAUCUGGAUAUAGGCUGUGAUCGUACUCUGUUCUUUCUAUCUGCUCUCCUCGGCAGAGCUGCAGCAGGUAAUUAAAAAGAAAGGUCAAGAGAUGAGUGGACUUCUUUGUAUGCAGGGACAGCGAGCCUUGGAGGGUUUAGAGGAGGUGAGGAGGUCACUUUGGAGGGAUAAAGGCAUUAACAUAGGUGGGUUAAGUGAAAGGUGGAAAAGAGAAGCCAGCCCUCUCUGUCUCACUCGUCCUCUUUCAUUUCAUGAUUCCUCUCUUCCUUUGACAGAUAAGGCGCUUACAUACUGCUGUUUCAAGGCAGGAUAUUUACGCCCCUGUUUCUCUUAGUUUGUAAGCAAGAGGUUACGCCUCUGAAAAGUGGGGGAAGAAGAUGGUGAAGUGUAGUGUCCAAGCCCAGGUGUAGGUGUGUGUGUGUGUUAACAAGUGGCAGGACGACGCCAACAUUUGUCUGUGUUGGGGUGUUACGGUGAAAUGAUGACUGUUUUGCAGAAUUGCAGUCUACAAAAGUAAGGCUGUUCUCCCUCAUUGUUACCCACUCCUCCCUAUUACCUUGUCUCCACUGCUCUUUUGAGAUAUACUCUUUCCAUUUUUACAGCUCAAUGCAUGGCAAAGCCUGCUGUCAGUGCAGAGGGGUGACAGAGGUCGAAUAAGGUGUAUUAUACAGCUUUUCCCUUGGGGCUGUGUUAUUUGGAAUGGGCGCUGAGCUCUCCUCCAUACGUCCAUUCAUCUCUUUCCUUCACUGUCUCCAUCUAUCCUCUCUUCUGUCUGCUAUUCCCCAGGCACAGCAGCACAUGCUGACCCCUGAAUCAUCAAAUCAUCCUGUUUUUAGCCUCUAAUGGAGGCACUUAAAGCUCAAACACUGAUGUAGAAUCUGAACGUAUGUAGGAAGUCAUACGCAUUUGUAAGCAUAAGCACAACCACUGAGAUCCACUGGGGCCUGAGACUCUUUUGUUUUUGACUCUGUCAUUGUUUACCAUUGAAUGUCGUUCCUCCAUAUUAACUGACAAAGCUGUUUGUUCUCCGAUCAAACGAUUAGCUUCACUGAGACAUAACUUGAUGGAUCAGUGUGUGCUAGGGGCCGCUCUGCCACUGAGGCCUCCAGCCAGAAUUUGGAGCUGUCCGAAGAGAAUAGGCUUCUAUUGUGUGGUUGUCAGGCUGGCUGACCGCUGUGGUGUGCACACUCAGGCACACAUACACACACAGACUUACACUGAUGUACAGGCAGACAAACAGAGACACUUAUCACCAGAAAGAGUCAGUGUCAGGUCAGCCAGCCCAGCCUGUGGACAGCGCUGUAUUGUUGCUAGCCUCCAGCUCUCCUGGACGGUCAACAGUAAGAGCAUUCAGCUGUUAGUGGUGAGUCAGGACCGGCGGACAGCACAGCAGCCAGUGUGACCAACAACACCUGCCUUUAACACCAUCACAUUGUUGUGUUCAAGAGGCUCUGACUGAUAAAUCAAUAAUGAAACUUGAGGGACUCUAAAUCAAGUCAAUUAUCAAUAGCAGGGGCCUAAACAAUGCUUUGUGUGACAGGGGGGCAUCAGUAUGUCUUUUAUAUCAUUAAUUAAUGUGAGUGAACUUAUUGCUUUUUCACUUGGCCUGCCCUCUACAGCGACACUCACCUCCUAUUGAGUGGUAACAUCAGUGGAAAACCUUACCUCUUAGCCGAUGACUCUUGUUAGCAUUUCUUUCUCCCUGCAUAAACAGCACGUCAUGUCAAGUGGCGGUUUGACUUUGACACUCAACGCAGCCGGACUGUUUGACUGACAUGUUUUCCGAGAGGCGCCUCUUUCUUCCUCAGCUUUGUCCUCUUUCUUUUUCCGAAAUCCAUCUGGAGGGUUGUUAAAGCUUGUCUGAGAAUUCAUAGAGAGGAGCACAGCUGUAUAGAUGCUCCUGGUUCAUGUCUCAGAGGUGUAGUUGGUCAGCCCCCCUUUGAUAGUCCCCAGUCAACAAAUGUGUCUGAUGUACAAAAAACGUUGACAUCUCAAAUCAGCAAAUCAGCCAAAGCACUCAAGUUGAUGACAAAUUCUGUCUCAUUGACUGGCUAAUGUUAAAGAAAAUGAUGUGUUUUCAUCCUUCUUGCAUUUUGGUUAAAUAAGACAUCAUUUCAUUUUUUAUUUCUUAUAAUAAAUGACAGAAGUAGUGAUAUUAAGUGCCAGUUAAUUGCUAACUGUUUCGCAAAGGUCGGACCUACAGUAUAUUGUUGCCAGCACAUGAAGCUCUUGUAGCUAAAUUUUAAAUCUGGUUGCCUCACACUGGAGCAGCAGUUCUCUCCCAGUAACAGAAACAUUCACACAACAACGGGUGUGACAAUGCCAUGAUGAAUGCCAAGUGUCUUAUCGCUUUAUGAAGUAUGCAUCCAUCUAUUUCCAGUGUGCAUUUAAGCUAGCUCUUUUAGUGACACUUAACUGAUGGUCAACAUGUCAGUGUUUGUAAUUUAAGGGUUUUUAUGGACAUCAGUUUAACAACAUUUUAAGAACAGAUACCCAGUAGUGGUGGGAGAAAAGAUCAACACAGCAUUGUAUUGCGAUAUUUUAUCUGUUGAUAUAUCGUAUCGUCUCAUCCACCAAGUACCGAUUUUUUCAAAUUAACUGCUAAGAGAUUUUGUACAACAAACAUGGCAGCAACUAGGGAGGGACUUAAGGGAUGCAAGCAGGGCAAAAAUAAAAUAGAAAUGACAUGAGGUUUGCAAGAAGUGCUACAUGAAAAUAAAAUACUGUUGAAAAAUUGUAAAAAUUGCAAUUUAUGGUAUCGCAAUACUCACUGUAUCGCAAUAUGUUUAAAAUCACAAUAAUAUUGAAUCGUGGCCCAAGUAUCGUGAUGAUAUCGUAUUGUGGGGCCAGUAGUGAUUCCCACUCCUAAUACCCAGAGAUCCCAUAGAAGUCUAGUAAAAAUUUUUAGAGUUCAGCUCUAGAUCUCUAUCAUGCCACAAGGUCACGAUAUUUCUCACUUAGCCUGAGUUUCCAUGGUCCUCUGCUCUAAUUUUCCUCCUCCUGUGCUGUAGUUGAAUUCCUGGUUUGAAAACCCUUUACCUUGAUAUUCCUCUCAAACAGGGCAAUUAGAAUAACAUGCAGCGAGAUCUUAUUUAACAGACGGCCUUCUAAUUAUGUGUCAGGAGACAACUGAGACAGAUUCAGUUCAUGCUGACAUCAGCAGAGUUUUUUCUUCUGGUUAAACACUGCGAGGGAAAGUGUUCCAGACGCAGCAGACAAAUGAUCUUUUAAAUGCCUCUUGCCUUGCUGAUGUUACCGCUCAAGUAUUCAGGAGGAAUUCACCACAGUACCAUAUCUGUCAUCUAACUUAUGUUACCUAUACAAUGUCAUUUCCUGUAUGAAGGUGAGAGAGGAACAUUCAGAGGGUGCAGGCUGGUCAUCUGCUGCCACAACCCUCCUCUGGUGCCCUGUGGUGCCAGUGCAAGCGGCCAGAGAGUGUGAUCCUGUGGCACUUGUGCACACACGCACACACUCGCACACUACCACAGAUCAGCCGAGCUAAUGACUCAUCUCUCUUCCCCCCUCCCUCCCUUCUCCCUGUCUGUCUGUUCCUCUGUUUUCCUCUGUCUCUGUCUGAACAGGGGACAUCACUCAGAAGGGCUAUGAGAAGAAAAGAGGCAAGCUGUUGGCACCGUACAUCCCACAGAUACAAGGUAAGGCACACAGGCCUGCAGGAGAAUUUACUGCCCAGAACAGAGCAAUAUUUGCUCUGGCUGCCUGUUAGCAUAGCAGCUAGCAUGGAAAUAUAAUGCUGUCUAUACAAAGUGAAGAGUUAAAAACAAGCAGGAUAUUUGCAGGAGUUUGGAGAAGAAAAAAAGUAAAACAUGAUGAGUGUGCAAAAGAAGAGUAAAGAGGAAUCACAAAUUAGAAAAUGUAAAGAAACAGAAAAAAAACAUGUCUUUCAGGAAAAGGAAAAGCUGAUUUUUAUGGCAGAUUGAAUUUUGUGGGUUCAUAAAGUUGUUCAUACUCGAAUUGCUCUGGUUUUUCCUCUGCCUGUGUAUUCUUGAUGCUUCGGGUCAGGACUCUAACCAUGGUCCUGUGACCUGUGAGUCUGUUAUUAACGCUACAGCCUGCUUCAGCUGUCUGUCAUGGUGUUUAUUUGCCAGUGCAUAUACUGUAUGUGCUAACUAGACUGUCAUGGUUUUGUAAACAUAAGGUGUAGCUGCUGGAAUUGUAAGUGGUCUAGACCUGGUCUCAUUAACUUUAACUGAGUGUGCUGCGCUCUCAUAAUGUAAACACCAAGCAUUAAACUGAAGGUUGACUUUUCUUACUAAGUGUGAAGUAUUGAGAGGAGUGUUUUGGGUUUGUUUUUUUAAUUGCCAAUUUGUGCCUCUCCUCCUGUCUUUGGUUGUAGGGGGCUUAACUUUGAAAAUGAAGGAGGAGAGACGUUACCAAUCUGAAUGUUCAUGCUCAUUGUCUGUCUUUGUAGGAGUGGUGCAUGGAUGUAUAUACCAGCAUAGUGUAUUUUCAGCUCUGGUCGUACAGUCAGUGAGUUCCAGCUUCCUGGGCAGACUCUAAGGUCAGGGAGGUUUGUGGUGCAAAUGUAUUGUCUGUACGCUAAAUACUUCUCCGUCCUCCAUCAGAGGUCCGCGGCAGUCUUUGGUUUGGCUUGAUAUCCAAACACCAGGAAUCAGUGGAAACCAGAGUCUGGUGUGGGUUGCGCGCUCAAGCCUUUCCACUUAAGUUUGGAGGCCUGUUAUUGAGCUUGAGCCGAUCAUCUCCUUCACCCUGUAUCAUACUCUCUCAGGCCUCUGCCUCCUUGUUAUCCUGGAUUUAUGUGCCGUCUCUCUGUUGUUUAUUGUUUGAUCCAUUCAGUGUGGAUCCUAACAGCUGAAGACAGGAACUGACGGAUUUAGAGCUGCAGUGGAUGGGCUUUUAAGUGAGUGAGAUUCUAUAUAUACAACACUGGCUUCCAGCUGGAUGAAUACAUUUGGUGGAAAUUAAUGACACAUCUAUCCAGCAGGAUGAAUCGGCGUGUUAAGCUUUAACAGCUUCAGGCUUGAAAUAGUAGACCAAUAGAGUAUAGGCUGAGCUCCAUACAGAAUUUCAUAAGCUGUUUUAUAGCCUUGUAUUUCACACUUGUCAUAUUGUGGAGCUGUACAUGUGCCAAGUGCAGUAGAAUAGGUGGAGGAGAUUGUUAACAUCUAUGCUAGAAAUGAUGUAUUGUCUUUCUGUCCUCAGUGUGAACUCUUUGGAGGUGUUUUUUCAGGAGUUGACCCCUCUUGGUCAAACAUUUCGGGAUGUUGGGUGUGUUAAUAUGAAUUUAUCAUUAUUAACUAGGUCUCUGUGGAGGAUGUGAUGUUCCUCCCAUGUGCAAAUAAAGGUCUGUGGCCAGCCUCGUCUUUUCUUAAAUCAUGUGUGUUGAUUAAAAGUGAAUUUUUCUGACUCUGACCACAGUUGCCAUCCACUAUUUAAACCCAGCUCAUGACAAAUACACAAUUGAACUGCCGUGUGUGUUAGUCAUUACCCAAGCAGUGUGUCAUCAGGAAGCGAGACGCCCCACACGUGCCGUCAGCCGCCACACCGGUUAAAUGUCGGCUUCAGACAGGUGCUGAAAAUUCAUCAGGGCUCGCUGUGAACCAAUAACAACAUCUGCUGUGACAGAGCACACCCCUCAUUGGCUAUGUGAGGCUUGUCUCUGAAGCGCGUUCUGCCCAGCAACGGGUCUGGUGUCCUGGCUUGUUUUAUAGACCUGUCUCCUCUGGGAGCUGGAGAGCGGCUGUAGUGUGACUGGGCUGUCAGAGCAAUAUAAGGGACCAGCAUAUAUAAAUGUGAGUGUGUGUGUGUGCAUACUCAAGGGAUGCUCUGUGAGUGUGUGCAUGAUUGUGUGUGUGAAACUCCGUGCAUUAAGUGUCCUUAAAAGUCCUCAGUCCUUAUUGAAUCUUGUUUUGAAACUCCUGUUUUUAAACAGAUUUAGUUGAAGCCUGUGAGAACGUUGCUCAACAUUUCUGUGUGUGUGUAUGCGUGUGUGUGCUGCUGUCUCAGACUUGCUGACUGUGUGGAGCUCACUGAUCCCCGCUAAGCUGCCGCUGAAAAGCCGGGCCGGCUGAUGGCUGGUCUGCUGGCCGGGUGUCUGACUGACCGGCCAGCUAGCUGCUGCUGAAUCUAGCUGGCUGAAUUUGGCAGGAUACAAGUUUGUCUUCAAGGGGAUUUUCUCUAAUGGGGUGUACAUGAGAUAAGCGGCCAUUCUGCAGGGUUUGAUCAGUCACAGGCCAGCAAAGGUUGCAGCAUCACAGCGACCUCAAAGCUGACCACAGUCUGGCCAGAGAUGCUGCUCAGCUGUGCUGUAAACCCGGUAGUCACUUGAUGAUUUGUACCGUCUGUUGUUGCACAAUGUGAUGAUAGCUGCUGUAACAUUAGAUCACUCCAGAGGAUAUGAUGUGCUCUAUCACCCCAGCUCGGUCAUGUCACUGUUACUGUGUCCAUUUGUGUGACUUUUUAUCAGUAGAAUCGGACUCCUGUGGGUUUUAUUGAUCAGUCCACCAGACUUGAAUGUGAUGCAGUAUCUCAGCUGAUCCCCAAAAUGUACUCUUUUCAGUAAAUUACUCAUCUUUGAAGCCAGUAACAGUUCUUCCUCUCAAAGCCUCCAAAAGUGUUUGCAUGUAGCAACAAAGUCAAGAAGUCUUACAAAGCUUCUUUUUAUUUCACUCAGACAGGGAAGUCAGGCUGUGCGGCAGAAGUAAAAGUUGGCCUCUCACUGCAGGGAGUUAGGAUCUGGUUAUUUGUAGUGUUACCAGUGGUAUGGCAGUGCACCUCAAUGAUGAAACUUGAAGGGAUUAAUGUCUUUGUUAGCAUCCAGCAGGCAGUUGUCAUGGAAAUAAAUGGAAAUAGUCUUCAGAGUUGUUAAAGGGAUAUUCCGCCGUAAAUCUAAGUUAUGGUCAAACACACCUUAAUACCCCCUUGAGAGAUGAAUUUUGCCGACUGCUCACUUCCUUAGUUAUACCAACCUCAGCAACGACCACACGAUAGCAAUACACAGCGGUCGACGUCUCCACAUGCAAACCUCAACCAAGAAAACACUCUAUAGCCACAAAUAAUGCUCGGAACAGCACCUAACUUCAUCAACAGUACAUAUAGGGUCCCAGCCCUGAUUAGUCGAUCACCAAGUGCAGCGGAUCAUUUCCACGAAUAAUCAUCAUAAUAAUCAUUUUGCACGACAGACACGGUAGUUAUUUUGCCUUAGCGUCUCGGUCUGAUUGCAUUUCCAUGAAGUAAUUAUCAUACAAUGUUCUUCCUUGAGCUGUGAAACUCCGCUGCACUCGGUGAUCGUCUCAUCAGGGCUUCCCCACAAACAAGCGGCUGCUGGAGGAGAGUGGGUGAGUUGUGUUCAGUCUCUCUGGUAAAGAAACCAGGCAAAGCUAAAAAGAUGUUUGGUGGCUAUUGCUAUGACAGGGACCCUAUAUGUACUGUUGAUGAAGUUAGGUGCUGUUCUGAGCAUUAUUUAUGACUAGUGGCUUUUUGGUUAAAGUUUGUGUGUGGAGCCAUAGACCGCUGUGAAUUGCUAUCAUGCGAUCGUUACUUAAGUUGGUAUAACUAGAGAAGCAAGCGGUCGGCAACAUUCAAUUCUUGGGGGGGUGUCUAACUCAGUGUUAUGGUGUGUUUGACCAUAACUUAAUUUUACGCCGGAAUAUCCCUUUAAGUGUUCCCUAUAGAAAGUCUUUGUGCCACCCCACGACCACUAAAGAUGCAAAUUUACUGAGUUAAUUUGGGGAUGACGCAUAUUGAAACGACAUUUUAAUCUUUAACAUGCAGAACUUUAUCGCCCAUAAUAGGGGUAAGAUGAAGGUUUUCUAUCAAUAAUUGAUGGAUGAAGAAGUUAAUCUGGGAUAAGUAAAAGAGUAUAGGAAGACGAAGUGAAGUGGUAGACGACUAAUAGCCCUCAAACUGUGACCUUCCUUCAGGAGACAGUCUCAGGCUCCCCCCUCCGAUUCUCACCUCGAGUCAUUUAAUGAGGUUUGAAUAAGGAUUGCAUAAACCAAAAAGGAUGGAUCACAGCCUGCAUCACACAGAGCAAAGAGAGGUCGAUGAGUCUGAGUGUUUGAUAAUUUUAGUAGGCUCCAGUCAGAUGAUGUUGUCUUUUUGACAUUCAUGGUGCUUAAUAACCUCCUCUCUGUUACCACUGUGUAAUUUGCAUUUGCCUCUCUUGGAAAGCUUGAAGGCGUCUGGAAAGCUGAAAGAGAGUCUGGAUUAAUUAAAGUGAACGCUUUCUCAACACCAAGCUACAGUAUUAGAAGAAAGAAAGCAGCCUAAAAGGGAUUACCUUUAAGCUUUCAGAUACUUGAUCAGGCGAUGCUUUGACAUGGAGCGUUUCCCUGCACAUGGUGUAGAAUAUAUGAACUAAUAUCUCGGUUUUCAACAAAUGUAUUUGUGUUUAAGAAAAAUCUAACUUCUAAAAACUAAACUGUCCUGUCCUGGUUUAAUCUUGUCCACCCACAGGUGUAGAUCCAUCUUUGCAAAUUGACAACAGGAUCCAGUCCUCCUCCCAAGCAGUUCUCCCAGGUUCCAAACACAACAAAUCUCGAGCGGCCAACACUCGGGAUGAACGCUUCAGAUCUGGUAAACGUGUGUCCAUGCUGCCUGAGAGUUUCACAGCCCAGUACUCUUCUUUUAUUGUUUUGAUUAACUGUUCAUGUCUUUUCUCUUAGAUUUGCACACAGAAGCCGUCCAAGCUGCUCUGGCGAAGUACAAAGAGAGGAAGAUGCCAAUGCCCUCCAAGAGACGAUCUGUGUUAGUUCAGUCUUCUGUAGAGGCAUGCACCCCGCCAGGUAAGACCCCUUUACCCAUAAACCAACUGUUCACCAAGGACAGAGUUUGCUGGGUUUAUGUUGUAAACACGUGUUCUCAUGAGUAUCUGAGCGUUGGUUGUGUUCAGUGAUUGAAGGUGAUGUCGUUGUCACUGGAAAGAAAUGUGAAAUUCGAUGAAUGUGGCCAUUCUUUCCACUAUAAAGGAGUCUUUUCUCACUGAUGUGUUCCCAGGCAGACCUUCCCACAUGAGUUGCAUAAUAGAAGCAUAAUCAGAUUUUUAACAUAGUGUUAAAAGUUUGACCUUUUGCUUGCUUUUGUAGAAGUUUGUGUUGUGUGGGCCGGUUCAUUUGACAAGUUUUCUUCUGCAGCUUCUUUCAGUGAAAGAAUAAUUGUCAAACAAACCUUUUGUGUUUUAUUUUUCUUCAAAUAUUUUUUUGAAUCUGUUUCUUCCAGUCUUUGAGAUAUUAGUGGGAUUGAAUGACAGAAAACUUGCAAGUCCCUCAAGCACUGCAGUGGCUUUUUCAGUGCAUAAGUUAAUUGGUGGGGGGCCUUAGAGCCUCAUGUUCUGGGUAAAGCGAGAGUACACAGCGGUGGACCAAGUAACCGGAUUAAGAGCUCAGACAUUGGAGUUUGGACAUGAGAAGGAGGGGCUGUCGUCAUGGUUGUUUUUAGUCAUUCUCAGCAAUCUACUGUAAUCUAUUGAGGGAAAGUACACCAGAAUGACCGGCAUACCCACAAAAUCACACAUUUCGCAUUUGAUACAACUGACUCUACAACUAUUUUUCAAGCAAACAGAUGCUGAGAUCACAUGAUCGAAGGUUAAUCUGAGAUACUGAGACAAUAAGUUGAGUUUUUGUAUGAGCAGGCCACGAUUUUGUGUUUAUAUACACAUUCACAUGAAUUAACACUUUAAUUUUCUGUCCCUUAUUUUGCUGAUCUUGUCACUCUAUGUGUCAGAUUUCACCAUGUGUAGAAUUUGUAGUCGUGCCCACAACUAUGUUAAGAAUGCCAUCCUAAAAUGAUAUACCAAUUUAAUGUAAUUUAACUGAGAGAAAAUACUUAUUUUAAACAACAUAAAGUAAAUGUAGCUAAUGAAAAGGCAGUAGUUCAUGAGAUUCUUGCAAACAUCUUUAUAAGUUAACAAUAAUAGGGAUCUUAUAUUUAUAAUGUGGAGGUAACAGAUAUAAAUACAGAUGCACAACAGUAUGACCACUGACAGGUGACGGGAGUAGCAGUGAUUUCCCUGCUGCAGUUGCACCUGUCUCAGUUGAUGUGCUCUGAAAGUAGAAAACUGGGGAAGUGAAAGAAUGUAAACGACCUUGACUGGAGCAAAACUGUAAUUACUGGAUGACUGAGCUGGAGCAUCUCCUUAACUGCAGCUGGGCUUUGGGGUGAUCGGUACCUUCAAAAAAUAGGAAUCAGCAACAGGGUCCUGGACAGCCAAGUCUUGCUGAUAAACACUGGAGUGUUUGUUCUGAUCCAUCUGUCAAUGUAAAUGUAGGUGCUUAUGACGGAAAGGUGUCAGCAAAGUGGGGCACUAUACUUGGUUGUGUGGUGUCCAUUUUGAUCCCUCUCCAGGUCCUUACACACCAGGGCCGACGCAAAUGUAGAACGCGAGAUUACGAAAUAUUUGGGGAGAAUUUUGAUGCGCCUGACAAUACACAUCAAGCCCAUUGCGAUUUUAAGACUUUCCGGGGGGAAAAAGACGUGUGAAAGCGAGAAGACUGACACAACAGCAGACUGACUGUUUUUUCAGUUCUGAUUAGACUCUAGUGUUGAGAUGUCUGUCUGUCAUGAUAGCAUGUACUGAGUCAGGGCCAGUACCAGAUAAGCACGUUAAACUAUAAUCCAUAAACGUAAGGUAACAACCGAGACCUAAUGGUGCUGUGACAGCAACGCGAUUGAGUUUGAGACUGUGAAAAUACAUAUGGUAUGUUGUAUCUGAACAGGUUAGCUUACAAGCUAAAGUUACUUAGCACAGAUGAAAGUUAAAACAAAGACGUUUAGCAAACUGUUAAAGCACACAAACCAUCGUCUUAUAUGAGAGAUCCGACUCUAUGACUCUCCACAAGUUGUCCUUCAGGUCUUUAUCUUUGUAAUAUUUGUGUCUUUUAUCAAAAAGCACUCUGUUCUCCGACAUGUAAACAAUCAGGCGGUCAGCCAUGUUGGAUAUACCGGUGAAUCUGACGUCACAAAAACACGAAAUCUGACUGGUCAGAAGUGAAGACACAGUAUGCAAAACUUUAGAAAAAUCUACCGUGAUCCGAAAGAAUAAAUUCCACAAUAUUGCAGGACGGGAAAACUUCGCUGAUGUGAACGCUUGUAUUGACAGGAUACGGGUACAAAAAAAAAUAUUGACAUCCAAAAUAAUCGCACAAAAAAAAAAAGUCCCAGUGUGAAAGGACCUUUAAACCCCAGAAAACACCGACAAAGGACAUGUGAGAACCAGAACUGGACUGCAAUUGCAGAAGGUGAAAUGGAGGAACAGAAAGACGAGAUCAGGGCGUUGACUUGGUCUUCAAUCCACUGAAGUGUCUAUUUGACGUACUGGAUAGCCAAUAGGAGUGGAUUGAUUUGUUGCAAAAACAAGUAAUUGAAAACCAGUUUAAGGUCACAGUAAGUUUCAGAAAUACAUUUGCUGUUUGGUGCAUUAGAAAAUUGAAGUAUCUGCAUCAGAUAUGGUCUCUCUUUUUUCCUCUUUCUCCACCUAUCUCUACAUCCUUAAUCACUUUCCCUGACUCACUUUCUUCCAUGUUUUCAUGUUUUUAUUUCCUGUUUAUCUGUGACUAAUACUUCUUACUCUAUUUCAGUUUCUUUCCCAGUAUAUCCGCCUCCUUGUUUCUGCUUUGCAUUUGUUCUCUGACCCCCUUCCAUCUUCUUCUUCUUCUUCUUCUUUUUCUUCUUCUUCUUCUGUGCAUGUGUGUCAAGGUUACCAAGAUAGUUGGGAGAGAUUGUAAAGAGGCAGUGGAAUAACAAACAGAAUCAUAAAUGCGAGAUAGCCCCCAUGAGUCGGUUGCUUGUAGAGACAUUAAAUUUGAGGUUGUUAUGAUCAAACCUCCUCCUGCCUCCCUCUGGCAGCCUCUGCAAGGCCACUAGAAAAGCUUGUGGAAAGUAACAGAUAUUUUAGUAUUUUCUUCACUGGUGGCUGAACUUGUGGCUACGUAAUGAGUGAUUAGACCUUGAUGUAUCACAUGAAGGCUCAUUAGUGUCGAUGAUAUCAUGCUGAUCACACACACAUAGGCUUCAUCUGUUUCUAAAUGUCUCACUCCUGUCCACACAGAAUAGAUUUUCCAUUUUAUGAGGGCUUUAUUUGAAGGAUUGCUUGAUUUCAUUUCAAUGAUUCAAGACAUGUGAGCGAGUUCUGUGGUUUUACUUGGCGAGAGCAUGGAGUGCCGUGUGCUUCAUCAGUGACAGAUAAUUGGAAAGAGUUUUGGUGUUCUUAGUGGAUUUGAAAACACUUCUUUUUAACUUAUUAUUUUGUGUCAAGCAGAUGAUGUCUUGGCUUGUUCGGUUCUUUUAUUGCAGCCAUUGCACAGCAGACUACAGAGCUCAGACUGGCCCGCUUUGGUUUAACUUCAGUGAUUUGGCUGAAAAAAAAAACAAAUAUUUUGUUGGAGCUCAGUCGAUGAGGUUGAAAGUGCUCGUUUUGAGCGGUUCUAACCUUGUUUGAAGUUGUUCCCGUUUGGUCUAUUUUUGCUCAGACCAACUGCUCGCUGAUGCCUCCAGGGAGAGAUGCACAAUCAUCAGUGACUGGGUUUGAGUCCAAGCCAUUAUACCAUAGCAUGCUGUGCUAUUAAUACAGAAAUAUGAUUUUAAGGCAAAAUCAGAUUUGUUAUAUCUGUUCCACUUUGUGUUGUAUUUUCUGCUACUAUUGUAAUGAUUUGAAUGUUUUUGCUCUCUCUCUUUAACCCACCACCUUAAAGCAGUAUUUAAAGGGAUAUUCUGGUGUAAAUUUAAGUAAUGGUCAAACACACCGCAACACCGAGUUAGAUACCCCCUCGAGAGAUGAAUGUUGCUGACUGCUUGCUUCUCUAGUUACACCAACUUUAGUAAUGACCGCACGAUAGCAAUACACAGCGGUCUAUGUCUCCACGGGCAAACCUCAACCACUCACUCUAUAGCUACAAAUAAUGCUCAGAACAGCACCUAACUUCAUCAACAGUACAUAGAGGGUCCCAGCCACAGCACUAGCCACCAAACAUCUUUUUUAACUCAGUCGUUACUAAAGUUGGUAUAACUGAAGAAGCAAGCAGUCUGUACCAUUCAUCUCUCGAGGGGGUGUCUAACUCAGUGUUACAGUGUGUUUGACCAUAACUUAAAUUUACGCCGGAAUAUCCCUAUAAAAUACUAGUCGGAUUAUGCUGACAUGAAGAAACUGAAAUCUGUAAUAUUUUUAAUUCGAUAAAAUAAAAAUCAAUUAGUUGUCAUGGUUGCCAAGCUUUUUAGAAAUAAUCAUAAUAUAAACAUUGUGUAAAUCUUCAUAAGGAAACAACCCUCUGUAGAUCUGCCUCUUUCUCUGUAUUCAUUUAAGCUCAUAGCCUAGUUUUUAGUACAGAAACACAAACUAACUCCCGUUUUCUCACAGCAUGUGAUUUGUAUUCUUCAAAUAAGAAACACUCUGUUGUCUGCUCUCAAAGUCUGUCACACUUAAUCAUUCAGCACAAUCAGGGUUUUAAUGUGCCUGUGUGUUAGUGUGGCUCCUUUCAGAGGCAAUCAAUAUUAAAUAUACACAGGACAAGCAAAGUCAGAAAACAUGUCAUCUAAGCACCCCAGUUUCAUCUCCAUCAAAAUCAUGACCAUCCCACUAUCUUAUAUGUACUCUCCGCAGUAUGUAUGACUUAAGUAUUGCAUCAUCAGCAUAUGCGGUAAAUCCCGCUGUCUUCCCAUUCCCGGUUUUACUUCCUUGGCCAUUUUCUUAAAGACAUGAUAGACCUCCCCCGUUUCUGUUCACUUUUGUGACGCUGCCCCUUCUUGACCUGUCAAACACAGACACCUCCUCAGCGUCAGAAGACGAGGGCUCGCUGCGCCGGCAGGGACGUCUGGCCACCUCCACACCCUACCAGGGCCACGGCCACCCAGCCGUUGAGCACUGGUUUAACCGUGUCAUCCAGGGUUCGUCCACCUCAUCCUCCGCGUCAUCCACCUCAUCCCACCCGGGAGGGAGAUCUGUCACCACCACCACCAACACCACCACUGCCCACGCAGCCCUCAACGCCAACGCCGCAGCUACCGCACUGGCGGACCUUAUGGCACACACCCAGCUAGGUCAGUGACACACCUGCAGUAUUACACUUCAUCAUAUACCAGUUAGCAGAUCUGUGACAAUCCUGUCCCCUUUCAUAGACAAAGUACUUUUACUCAUAGCUAAUCAAGCUCAUUUGCUUCCCCAAGAUAAUCAGGGAAAGCCAAAUAUGUAUCCUGGUUGUUUUCAGCCAGCAUUGGAUUUUGUAAAGCAAGGUAGCCAUGUUGGAUGCUAUAGUGUAUUUUCUGGAUGUAGCGCUCUCAGUAUCCUUCUGUGCAGGUGCAAGAAUCCUGAUUUGAGUUUCUGAGGUGACAAGGAUGGUAAAAUUAGAUUCACUGUCUUACAUUUGCCGACAUCAGCAGAAGCUUUGUGCAUUCAGUUACUGUCACACGGGACUUUCUAAUCUGUGUCAUGUUGCUCAGACUGAUUUUCUACAACAAUCAUAUCGAUCGCAGACAGACAGACAUCAUGUCUUACACAUUUGUUACAGUUGAGGCCUUAUCUCCCCCAAUACCUCAAAAGCUCUCAAAGUAAUAAGACAAGUGGAACCAGCAAUGGACUUCUUAAUUAUGUGUCUUUAAUUAGUUGUCUCUGUCUACCAUCUAACUGUCAUUCAGUCAUGUGAAAGGCUUCACAGCCACUUCCCCAUCAAAACACCACAUUCCAUGUUACCAUCAAGUGUCACUAGUGUCGCUAUUUAAUGAGAUUGAGUGGAUUUAUCUCUGCAGCAGCACAGUGAGACGUGUCUUGCUUGUGUGCAUGUGUGUGUGUGUGUGUGUUCUCGUGUCUGUAUGUGCUGCCAGCAGAACGAUAUCCUAUUAGGAUGGAGCUGUCUGAUUUCUAACCAGCCUGCCUCCCCUCAAGGUUGCUGUCAUAAAGUAGCGACAGUGACUGGAGCUGAAUGGAGCUGUAAAUAAAUGCCUCAUAUUUUCCUGUGUCUUGGCCUCUUCCACUUUGAUUCUGCCGGUCGUUUACUUCAGUAGAGAACGGCUGGUCGGCCAUCACCCAUGAGCACCAUUUAAUGGUUAUGUAGAAGGUAAAAUAAAUGGAUACGUUUAAGUAGUUAAGGAGGAAAAACUCAUCUCACAUGCUGCAGUUUUCUAUAAAGAUUUACAGCAAAGUCUCAGUGGCAUUAUCUUUCAAAUGAAGAAUUUAUGGUAGAUGAGGAAGAAGAACUUUAUUGAUCCCUGAAGGGAAAUUCUGUUCUAAUCAAAUGACAAAGCUUUCUCAAACUGGCCAGACAACAGCCAAGCAGCUUUUUCUGUCAGUUUGAAGCACACACUCGUGGUUUUGGAGAGCUCAGUGACUUCUGUGUCGAUGUUCAUUCUGUUUUUUUUUUUGCUGUUCUUCCUCUAGUCUGCUAAUGGGGUGCACACAGCACAGCAGGAGCUGCCAGUCAACUUUUUAAACCCAAUUCUGGCACGAAAGAAAUAAUCAAAACUGAACUGUUCAGAAAAAGAGAACAUUCAGGCAUAAAUCAGCAAUGAGAAUGAUUUAUGAUGACAGAAACUGUGCAUAAGAAAAAAUAAUUUGACUUGUACCUUUAUUGAAUGGUUUGAGCCAUGUUUUACCUGUUCACAUGGAAGAGACAGGAGGUGAGCUCUGGAUAUGUAGACUUUUCUUACAGUCUAUGUGUUGUUAUUGGUCUCACUGAUUUGGUUCCCUUAAAGUAUCAUUUGUAAAGUUGGUAAGUGUUCAGGCGUUUCCAUCGAGGAGACUGACUGUCUCUUAAAAUGUUCAAGUUAGAUUAAACAAAAGGUUUCACUUGAAGGGGUCAGCAGAAAACAGGCUAAAAUUGAAGCUUUUGCUGCGCCUUUAACCAUACUAUACAGACAUUGUGUUCUGUGUGACGCAUGAUGAGGACAAUAUAUCUGCUUCCACAAAGACAUUAAUUCAUUCAUUAUAGUGGCAGGCAGUUGAAACAGUGGAAAAAUAACGUGAAACCCUUGUUUAGAUACACCGUUUUGCAGGGAAAGAUUUUGCACUUUGCAAAGCCGCCCCAUCAGCGUUUUACAAAGUAGACUUUCACUGAGCCAAAGAGAAGGCCUUCUAUUGACCUUGUAACCCCCCUGACACCCCACUCAUCACAGAUAACCACUCAGCACCCCCCGAUGUGACGGGGCUGUCGGAGCGCUCCUCGCUUCAUGCGGAGCGGCCCCAGGUGGCCUCAGUGCGAGGCGUUUCCCGCGGCUACAACCAACACACCAGCGUCAUGGAGACUGCAGAUGGUGAGUUUCCUAUGUGUGUGUGAGCUCCGUCUCGUGCACACAUACACACACUCAUGCACGCACAUACAAACAUACAUGCAUAAACUCAGUCACCUCCCUUUCCCUGUCUCCCCUGCUGUCUGUCCCUCUGUCUUCUUCUUUAGUCAGCCUCAGACUGGCACAAGCUGCUGACCAACCCUCCUGUGUUGCCAUAGUAACACUGAACCUUUCCAAAACCCCCCUAAGACAAGACUUGUCUACCUCGAUGCUAAACAUGUCAUUUACAGUGAUAAAAACACACAAUCGAUAAUGAGGAAUCCUGUUUCUUUUUGAGUGGAAAAAGGUGAAAAAACUCAUCAAGGCAGAGCAGGAAACCUUGUUAUUUGAGGUGAUUCUUGUGCUCAUUUCUUCUCAUGUUGUUUGUGAAACAGUGCAUAAAAUGAACAGCCCCCAAACAUCAUUCAUCAUUCACGCUACCUCGUCAACUAUGCAGCUGGUAUUGGGAUUUAGACGCUAUACGCAGUGUAGCAGUGGAUGACCUGUGAGAUCAGCUGCAGAGGAUGUGUCAUUAAAGUGUAUGAAGUAUCAGUUUAAGUUUAACUUUCCCUAAAUCAUCUGACAUUUCAGUAGAAAAACUCAAAAUUGUUUCAGAAGUUAUUUUACAGUGUUUGCAUCGAGGCUGUUUUCUUGAAAGAGUUUCCACCCGUGACAAGUGGGUCGAGCUGUCUGUGAAGGAAGUGCCAAUGUGUUUCUGCCACCCCUCCUUCUUCAUUCAUUUUAACAUCAGAGCAGCGACACUGCUUUGAAUCAGUGUCCAAUGUGUUAAUAAACAAGCAGCCAGAAAAACUAGAACACAGAAGAGCUAUUUUCUCCCUGCCAUCCACCCUCUGUUAGUGAGAAGGUGUUUGUUUUGGGGGUUUGAAUGCUCAUGGAUGCUGAUCAAUGCUGCUCAUGCUGAUACAAAGACAAAGAGGAUGGGUUGGACCUAUGGAUUUAUAAAAAGAGGUGUAAUCAGUCUUAUUUUUGUCCCUUUUGUUUGGCUGCUUGUUGUUCAAGAUGUUUUAAACCCACACUCCUUAUGCAAGUCUCACCAAGUGAGUCAUUAAAAAGACGACAAAAAGAACAAAACAGAAGACUGUACUCAUCAUCAUCUUCAUCAGGGUAUAACAACUACAAAAGUGUGUGUCUGAGUGCUUUGUAUACCUUUCUCUCACCAGUGUGUAUCUGCUGAUGAACUCCUCUAGUUCACACAUUCACAAAGUUAGCUGGACUUGUUCAUUGACAUCCCAAUGUGUCUUUCCUCCAGGCUGUGAGUGGAGAAGUGAAGGAUCCCUCAGUUUAAUGGAUGGUAUUUAUAACCGUUCCUCCAGCUCUAUGGCAGUCUGCUUUAUGUGCACUCUGCUGCGUGUGCGUUUAUGUCUGUGUGUCUUAGCAGCUUGAGCAUUCGCACUAUCUCCAAGCUGCGGUGAAAGUAAAUGCUUCUAGGUUUGAUGACACUGGACAGACAUGGUGUGUAAAUCUCUUGUCCAUUAGAAUGUAGCUGUUGUGAAUUAUUAGUCUGUUAACACUCUGGUUUCUGUCCUCACACUGAGAUAUGAAGACGGUUCAGUUUAUGUUUCCCGCUGUAUUGUGUAACACAAGCUUGUUAGCCUGUAGCCACACUGUGGGCUCAGCUGUUAGUAUCACCAUUUUGAUAACAGCUCACACUAGAAAUCAUUCAACACAGUGACCUGGUUUUUUCAUUUGUACUCUGAUACUGGUGCUGUAUGGUUCGGUUUCUUGACCUGGUAUACUAUUGUCAGUGAAUCUUGUACCAGACAUAAGAACAAUAACAUGUUAAUGUUACUAUUCCUGAUAUUGUUUAUUCUCCUGUGCUGUAAAUCACCAUUAUUGUAAAACAAGACAGAAAGAUUAUUAAAAAUAGACAUACAGUUAAUUAGUUUUGCGGUAAACUUGAAGUAAAAUCAACAGACAUACCCUUACUAAAAAGAAGUUUGUUUAAGUGUACCUCAAGUAUACUGUUUUUUUUUAACUAAAUAUGCUUUCAGUUUACUUUUUGUGGACUUUUCAGACAUAUACUGAACAAAGUUAAGUAUAUAACUUAAGUAUACUUAGCUUGUAUUCAAGAAUUAUACUAAAAGUCUAAAUAUAUUUAACCUAUACUUAUACAUACGUUUUUGAUUAAAAUAUACUUGUGUAUUUGUGUCUUGGGUUUAAGUGUACUUGGUCAACAAAUACUUUCAUAUUUCUUUUUAGGAGUAUAUUUUUAUAGAAUAUACUCUUGAAAAGAUAAGCAGUACAAGCUAAGUAUACAAAUAUGCACUACUAAUUAAAUGAUAGCACACCAAAAGGUAAUUGUGAUUAUGCUUCACAGUCGGCGCGCACCUGUGACCACAGCGGGGACCACAGUCCCCAGCAUGAGGUGCACCUCUCAUGUUUGGCACUGUGGUACCCGCUGUGGUCACGGGUUCCAUUCCCGUCCUGACCAUGUGCUGCAUUGCCCCCCCCACCACCAUGUCCCACAUUGCCACUCUGUUCUACCCAUUGAAGCACCCCACACACACACACACAAAAAAAAAAUAAUGAUAAUAAUAAUAAGUCAACAAAUGAAAGUGUGCUUCAGAGUGUACUUUUUUAAACUAAAAGGUGGACUAAAAGUCAAUUACUAGUAAACUUAUAGUAUACAAAGAACUGAACUUUUAUGCUUAUUAACUAAAAAUGUUCCAAUUUAGUCCAAAGAAAUAUUAAAUUAGUAUACUUUGUAGUAUACUAAAAGUACAUGGUCGGUAGUAUAGUUGAUAUACUUAUGCUCAAGCAUACUUAAUAAAAUGAACUUUAAGUAUACUACUUUUUGCUAAGGGUAUUCCUGGUGCUGGGAGUACCAGGGAAGCAAUAGUGUCCUAAUCCACUGCUAAAAAUAGACCCUAAUGCAAAACAAAUGCAACAUUUAGUUAACAAUACAAUGCCUAAACAUACUAAAAAACCCAACCAUGUGUGUUGAGCAGUAUGCAAAGAUUUCUUCAUGUUUAGAAAAAUCAAACUGAGCUUGAGUCUAAGAACUAAAGUAAGUUUAGAGAUAUGACAAAGUAAGCGAGUAACUUUCAUGUAGUUAGUUGUUCUGUCUGUAGGAUUUGUUUGAUAAGAAACAUGGUGUGAGGCCAGUAUUGUCGUAGUUUGUGCUUUAAUUCUGUCAUGGUGUUACGAUAGAGAGGAGGGAUGUUUUUAGGUUGAAAUUAAACAACAGACAGUGUUCAACGCAGUAUUUCUGUGCUAUAGGUGGAUAAUGAUGAAGUUAGAUAUAGUCGUCAUCAUCAUCACAGGCAGGUCCUGGUUGGAUGUGAUACUAAUGCUCAGGGCGUUGAGUGGGUGGGGUUCAGGGUCCUCAGAUGUUGUCCUGUGUGUCCAGGGCUUUCUAAUUGGCCCAUCAGGUGCAGCACUGACCCCCACCUCUCUGCUCCAGCUACAUCUGUCCCGACACAUGGAGGCAGUGUCUGUCUGAGCCAGGCUUAUUAUAGUAAGAUAGAUCAGGCGAGCUGUGUGCAGCUGUGGCCUUCGUCUCAUGUGGCGCAGACCACUCCUCCCAAAUUAAGUAAGAAAUCAUUCAGAGGGAGAAAUGUCUAGUGAUAAACACAUACAUGUCAAAAAUCUGACUUUGUCUCUCCAUCUGAUUGUGGUUGAGUUGUUUCUCUCCCUUUUCUAAAAUUUCUAUAUUAAGAAGGUUCAUGUCUCUGCGGUGGUGCUGUUUGAGUAAUUUUUCCUUUUCUGGUUCAGCAUUUCAAUGCGCAUUAAUGAUAAAUGUGCAUUUAGACUUGAUUUGGCUCCAGUUGAUUUUAGCCUCCCAUCAUGAUGAAUUUUGCAGAGCUCAUUUAAAACAGAAACCUUUCCUAUGAAUCACUUUAUGUAGAGAGGACACCUUUGUUGCUAGGCAGCAGGCAAGGAGGCUCCUGACUUUCUGGUUUCUUCUACCUGUGUGGUUUUAUUAGAGACAGUGUCUUGGUGGAAAGACUGUGAUCGGUACACCUCCAGGUGAGUGUAGAAGACCUCGAGCUCCACCGUUUUGUUGUGUCACCGCAAUGUGAGUGUCAGCUGGUUGUUACUUUGUCUCAUUAGAGCCGCACAGUGACCUCUUCUCUUCUCUUAUCUGUUCACUCUCAUCCAUUACUUUCUCCUUACUUUAUCAAUUUCUCUGCAUUUAUCUUCUUCAACUCCAACCCACACAUUCUCCCUUUGCCAUGUCCGCUUUUCUACAUAUUCUUGUCUCGCCAUGUUUAUUUCCCUCGCCGCUCUACUUUUCAUCCCCUUCGAUCUCAUUGUGUAGGUGUUCCAGUCAACAGCCGCGUCUCCUCCAAAAUCCAGCAGCUGCUCAACACUCUAAAGAGACCCAAGCGACCGCCGCUGCGAGAGUUCUUUGUCGACGACUUUGAGGAGCUUUUGGGAGGUAAGCCAGCCUAGAGGGGGUGACAUUGCCUCACUUAAAUCAAUAAAUCAUGAAGAAAAAGAUUCCUGUUUCUGUGGCAUGAUCGGCAUACUGAUCAGAUCUGCAGCAGGAAGUUUCUCUGGACUUAGUUUCUUAGGCAACAGCUAACUUCAAUCCUCCAGCUCUUCCAGGAAAAUCACUCAUAAUUCACCAUUUUCAAUCCCUCUGUCACCGUGAAUAUUCAAAACUUCCUUGUUACAUUCAUGGACUUACCCGGUUUACCCCGAGGGUAAAGUUUGCUUUGUCCUCUAACUAGUUCUCUUGUGUAUCUAGUCCAGCAUCCAGAUCCUAACCAGCCAAAGCCAGAAGGUCAGCAGAUGAGUCCCCUUGAAGGAGAGCCUCUACAGGGUGGUAUAGAAACAUGGCUGAAAUACCUUGCACAGCAGUGGACCAGCCCUGUGUAACCAUUUCCUCCAUUCCAACCAGUCCAUGGUUGGUUUUGGGUGGUACUCUACCAGGCUGAGUAAACAUUGUGUAAAUGAACAAGCAGCAGGAAUAGUAACACAUCAGCAGGUAAGCAUAAAGCCUCCCUGACUCUGGCACAGAGAGUGUGGCAUGGCAAGCCUCGGUGUGAGCAGAAAAACACACAGAGCUGAAAAUGACAGCUGGCCGGACUGGACUGGAUCUAUUCCCGAGAUAGGGUGUUUUGAUUUUAAUCUUCUCCUAUGCCCCAGUUGUAAAGAUGUAGAUCACUCUUAACCACAGGGUUCAGGGGGAUGUGAAGGGAAAAUAGUGAUGGAGAGAUGAAAGUCAAACCAAAGAGCAAGUAGGGUGCUUGAAGGAAGAUGGAGUUUGAGGGUGAAGAAAGAAACGUGGCCUUUUCAGUGGGCUGCAGCAGGAAGUUUCUCUGGACUUAGUUUCUUAGGCAACAGCAUAACUUCAAUCCUCCAGCUCUUCCAGGAAAAUCACUCAUAAUUCACCAUUUUCAAUCCCUCUGUCACCGUGAAUAUUCAAAACUUCCUUGUUACAUUCAUGGACUUACCCGGUUUACCCCGAGGGUAAAGUUUGCUUUGUCCUCUAACUAGUUCUCUUGUGUAUCUAGUCCAGCAUCCAGAUCCUAACCAGCCAAAGCCAGAAGGUCAGCAGAUGAGUCCCCUUGAAGGAGAGCCUCUCAGGGUGGUCAACAAAUGGCCUCCCUCCUUACCAGCAGCCUUACAGCGAUGGGGAACCACUCAGCCCAAGAGCCGUGUCUGACCGCGCUGGACAAUUCUGGGAAGCCGGUUUACACACUCACUUACGGUGCGACAUGGCGCUCUUUGUCUUUUGUGUCUGUUGAAAAUUAAAGAUUACUGAUAGAGCCAUAAGAAAAUAUAGCUUUAUUUAUCUGAUCAUAUUGGAAUAUAUUUGUUAGGUUUUCAGUAGGUUCAAUUAUUGCAGCAGGAACCAUGUUUGAGGAAAAUUUUCAAUGAACAUUCGAUCAGUCCGGCCCUCGGCUUGUAGCUAAAUUUUUUAUUUGGCCCUCCGUCCAUUUGACUUUGACACCCCUGAUGUAGAUGGUGUCCCACUGCAGCCAGUCAGAGGAAGAAGAUAUAAAUGUUUUGGCUUCAUAUUUGGGGGACUGUUGUGCUGUCCAUCUUUGAUACACUACAGUCUAUGUUUGACUCCCUAUGUGUUCAAUUCUGUAGGUAAACUCUGGACCCGCAGUCAGAAACUGGCCUACACUCUUCUGAACAAGCUGAGCACCAGAAAUGAGCCUCUGCUCAUGCCUGGAGACAGAGUAAGUCAUGAGAUUUAACAGGGGUGGUCAGAUGUUACAUUCUUUGAUGCAUUAUCAGCGGACUGGAGCGUCUUAAAGGAUAUUCAGCACGUGCAAAAGUAGAAAAAAAGGCUUCAUUUUCUUAAACACCAGUAUCUGCACAUACUGUAUUAUCAGUGAAUGGAAGCUAAUGUUCAGAGUUAGAUCUUGAAAUGAUAGUUUCUGUACACCAUAUCCUUCAUUUUACUCUACCCUUUCUGACUACCAGAUCAUCUCAUAACCUGUGUGUGAUACCCCUGCAGGUUGCACUUGUUUUCCCCAACAAUGACCCGGUGAUGUUCAUGGUAGCGUUUUAUGGCUGUCUGCUGGCAGAGCUGGUACCUGUGCCUAUUGAAGUGCCGCUGACACGAAAGGUAAAAGAGAAAAACACUCUCCUGGGGACAUCAGGGCAUUUUUCACAUGUGCUAUAUAACUACUGAGGAGCAGUACUGACCCCUGCUGGACAGUUGACCCCCUGAUUGACAGAGAGGCUGGAAAGAGAGGCACAGUUGUUUUCAUGUCAGUUUAUUUAUGAUUGAGUCUGACCCCUGUAUAAUAUUCAGAGUGUUAUAGUUUCUAUCUAUCAGCUCAAAAUGAGCCACAUUCAUCCACAUUAGUCACACCGGCUGAAUCUUAAUGUCUGCUCUUGAUUGUGUCUUAUAAGCAUGCUGUUGGCAGAUGCUGUGCAGUAAUAAACGAGGUUUGAGCGAGGUGAAAUGAUCUGUAACUUCAGUCAAAAUAUUAGAUCACAGACCAGCUGACUCUGGAGUCACACAUUUUUCCUUUUUCUCUGAAUGUCUUUCCUCAUUUUCUUUGCAUGUCCCCCCUUUUUCUUUCUUUCCUUUUUUGCUCUAAACCCACCUAAUGUCUUUUCUCCACAUUAUAGUUGGCUCAUCAUGGGGCUGGUUUUUAAACUUAUUUGCACAGCCGAUCUUAAAUCAGUGUGAUGAAGCGCUUUGCAGCUCAGCAGUGGAGUUAUUUUGUACAAUGAUUGGCCGUCACUCUGCUUUCUCACCUGCUGCUGCUGCUCUGAUGUACAGUGCUUCAAGGUUUCUUCUUUUGUCGUCGCCCUUCUUUCUCUGUUUCUAUUCCCAUAUUCCCUCGGAACAUCUCCUCUCAAAGCUUGUAUGUCCUGAAGUUCUCGUUGUUUUUUAUAGAUCAUUGCUGCAUUCAUACUUUGCCAAACUUGAUUGUACGAACUUCAACGUUUUUUUAUCUCCCUUGGUUCACCAGGAUGCAGGAAGUCAACAGAUCGGCUUCCUGCUGGGCAGCUGUGGCGUCACGUUGGCACUGACCACCGACGCUUGUCAAAAAGGCUUGCCUAAAGCACAAACAGGGGAGGUGGCAACAUUCAAAGGUACAGCCUGGUUUGGUGUCUCAGUUUUGACUGUCUGUAUGGUUUGAGUAUGUUUGAACUAGGGCUGCUCGAUUAAUCAAUUUUAAGUCAGAUUUGAUUAUGAAGAUGUUAAAAAUUGUAAUCGUCAAAUCAAUUUUCCUCUCUAUCAUGUCUCGUGCCUCCAGGCCACCGUAGACUCCCCCUUCCUGUGGGAGUGCUCCCUAGUUCCCACACACACACCAGUGUAAACAAACAUGGCGUUUGCAAAAGAAGGCGAUAAUUUCGUGGCUAAAUAGGGCAAGAGCAAGUCAGUCGUGUGGAAUUGGUACGGCUUCGCAGUUUCAGAUGAAGAGCGAACCACUUCCUGCUGUUAAGUCUGUCUGAAAGCGGUAUCAACCUGUGCACACGGAAACGAAUUCAGGAGUAAAUGCUUAAGUUUUUCGUCGUAUCGGCGUUUCAUCCACAUGGACAUGGCGUUGCGGGUGACUAUAAACUGUAAUUUUUGUUAAUGGGUCAGAGACUGCAUAAAUCUGUAAACGACUACCAUUUCAUCUCCGUGUGGAUGUCUAUCUGCAUCUCUUGAAACGAUUAUGUGACACAUAGCGCAACUCUUUCAUGGCGCCUGCGUGUGUCCGACCAAAACAGCCUUUAUACGCAUGCACUGUACUCUUCUUCUGUCUUUUGUGCAUUUCCUCGGCAGCGUUACAGCACCACUUACUGGCUUGGCAUAUGCACAACAUCAUUGUUAGUGAUUUUGUUUCCAGAGAUGAUAGAAAAAUGUAUUAUCAACGUAUUAUAAGUGAAGUUUGGUGAAGUUGUCACUGAAUAAAAAAAUCGAAAUGGAAAUCGAGUUUUCAGAGAAAAAAAUCUGGAUUUUAUUUUUGGCCAGAAUCUUGCAGCCCUAUUGUGAACCAUCCUCCUGUCUCAUCUCUGCAGGCUGGCCUCGGUUACUGUGGUUUGUGACAGAUGGGAAACAUGUUGUGAAGCCUCCUAAAGACUGGUACCCUCCAAUACGAGAAGCCAGUAAUGAUAUAGCCUACAUAGAGGUAAGUGUAAACCCUCUGAAGUUACAAAACAGGAAGAAAAACUCUCAUUGUAUGGAAAAUUAAAUACUCAUGUUUCACUGGAUCCUUGUGUUAUUACUUUGAGGUGAUAUCGCUUAUUUAUAUUCAUGGUUUUUCGUCCCAAGUACAAAACCAGCAAGGAGGGGAGCACCAUGGGGAUCACAGUGUCGCAUACAGCCAUGCUGGCCCAUUGUCAUGCUCUCACACAGGCCUGUGGCUACACUGAAGGUGAGGACAACUCCUUGUUUUUACUCAUUCUUGAUUUAGCUGUGUGCUCUCCUUCAUCACUUUCUCAUUUUCUAACAAAGAGAGAAGCAAAGUUUGUGAAAGGAGAGAGGAAAGAGGUACUAAAGCUGGCUUUCAAGAAAACAUACACGCUUGAGUAUGAGGAAAAAAAACUAAACCAAAAUGUAUGUUGUGUUUUUUCCUGUUUAUUCAGCAGGUUAGAUAGUGUAGUGCAAAUCCAUUUUUUUUUUUUUGCUAUACAAUAAGAAAGAUCCUCCCUGUGUCGCUCCCCUUAUUCCCAGAGUGUAAUUACAGUCUAGGAUGAUGAAUGCAGCAGCUCGGCUGGUUUGGUUUCUCUCCGUCAGACUUGGGUCAGGUCUACUUAAAAAGAAACAGAACAUAAGGCGGCUCCUCUACUCCGCUGUCCCACUUUUACUCUGAAUUAUUCUGCACCAACAGCCCCUUCAGACUCUCUAAAACCCCUAUGAUCGGAAUUUACUUAUUACAAGCCGUGUUUUGUGUUCAGACUAAUAGGAUGAUGUGUGAUUGCUCAAGUGAAAUUUUUCAGAUACAAUUACUCAAACCUUUUCUCUCACGCUAACCUUGACUAAAUCUCUGUUUUGAUUUGCAGCUGAGACCAUAACCAAUGUGUUGGACUUCAAGAGAGAAGCAGGAUUAUGGCAUGGCGUCCUGACUGUGAGUGGACUGACAACCAACAGUGAAGCUAAAAAGAGGGUUAUAUGAUAUUAAGUAAAGGAGCUUUAUGCUCACUUAGCUGUUGAACUGUCAGAUUUUCUGACUGACUUCUGACUUGAUCUGUAAUCAAACAUCCAAACUAACAAAGUCCUGAUGAGCAGAAAUAUCUUAUCAUAAUUUAACAGUAAAGCAGCAAUAUAUAAAAGUAUCCUGUUUACUCGCAGCACAUACAGAACCUGCUGCUGCACGUUAUAAUACCUUAAAUGAAAGCCCAGCAGAGGAAACAUACUUGAUUCCAAUGUUUCAAGUCCAGCUUGUUUGCGGUGACACCAGGUUAUCUUGAAAUGCAGUGGCGUGACAUAUUUUGAUGCUUGUCUCCGGUCUUCUUGACAGAGUGUCAUGAAUCGGAUGCACGUGAUCAGCAUUCCUUACUCUCUGAUGAAAGUCAACCCUCUGUCCUGGAUACAAAAGGUUCACACUUACAAAGGUAAAUCAGCCUGAACAAUCCACCGUUUUUACCAUUAAUCUGCUUCUUGCAUCACAGCCCUAAGAAGGAUCAAGUGCUUUGUUAUGAAACUGAAUUGGAUCCAAAUUUAAGGAGCCACACAUUUUGUUUCUACUUCAGAUUUAUUCUUAACUGUGCUAGUUGCUUGUAGCUGUGUUGAUUCUUGCUGCAGAUUUGACAGGGCUUGAUGUAUUGAAGCAAUCGUUUGUCACUCAGUGAUUUCUAAUUCAUCUAUAUUGGUCCUAUGGAGGUCGAGGGUAGCUAACCUGCUGCACUGAAUCAAAGUCAUGUCCUCCUGCUGAGUCACCUGUUGGCGGCUGAGUCAGAUCAUGCUGCUCUUUGCCGUCAGAUUUGGUGAUGUGUGAUUGACUGUCAGGUUGGAUGACAGAGGUGUCGAUUGAUUGUGAGUCUCUCUCUCUCUCUCUUUCUCUCUCUCUGUGUGUGCUCCCCUGUGCAGCACGGGUUGCGGUGGUGAAGUCAAGGGACAUGCACUGGUCCCUGCUGGCCCAGAGAGACCAGCGGGACAUCAGCCUGAGCUCGCUGCGCAUGCUCAUCGUAGCAGAUGGAGCAAACCCAUGUGAGUCCACCAGCAGGUUCUCAUUUCAUGAAAUAACCUCACAGACAGCCUGAGGUCUGACGAGAUAACCACUGAUUUGUUUUGUUUGUGUUCGCUUGCAUGUCAGUCUAACUGGCUUUGUUUGCGUGUAACGUGUGUGUAUGUGUGUGUUUUCACAGGGUCGAUAUCCUCCUGUGAUGCCUUCCUCAACGUGUUUCAGGCACGUGGGCUGCGACCCGAGGUGAUCUGCCCAUGUGCAAGCUCUUCAGAAGCCAUGACUGUCGCCAUCCGCAGGUGAGCGGCUGCAACUGCACUGCAAGAUCAAAACAAAUCACAUGCAACAUGAGCUGUAUCCUGCAGGAGGUGGCGGAGGAGGAAUGUUUGUUACCCAUAAACAGAGAGACAGACGGCAGCUUUCUGCUUAUCAUGAGGCUUAGUCCUGGGGAAGGAUUUGGAUGACAAACUGACAAAAACCGGCUUCAAAGUACAAACCAGUUCUAUUUUUAAACAGAAAUCCCUUUUUAUAACAAGUGUGUGUCUAGAAAUGUUGUAAUAGAUCUAAAGUAUCUCACAGCCUCUUUGUCUCCCUCUGAGAUGUCAGUGCUCGUGUAACUUAAGUCAUACCAUCAGGCACGGCAUGACUAAGUCUACCAUUUGAAAAAUACACUGUGCAUCUUUAGUGUGAGUCUGCAUUUGUUUACUGUGUUAAGUAAUAACAGGUAUAACUGUGGUAAUACUUGCAGGCCUCCAGAAAUGGGAGUUCCUCCACCAGGGAAGGCGGUGUUGUCUAUGGGUGGGCUGAGCCACAGUGUGAUCCGUGUCGACACAGAGGAGAAACUCUCAGUUCUGACGGUGCAGGACGUGGGACAGGUCAUGCCUGGAGGUACGGGACACUACAGUGUUUAAUAACAGCCUGAGAUGCAUUCAGAGCAUGAGACUGAGGUGAAAGAGUUUCAAGUUGAGAGGUUUUGAGAGGUCAUGAUGUAGGAUUAAACAAAGAAAAAGGACCCAAAAAUGCAGAACUAAGGAUUUAUUAGAGCAAAAGCAAAAAGUAAAAGUCCAACUAAAACUUACUCUCAAAAUGUCCAAACAAAUCCAAAAUUAAAAAAAAACACAAGAAGCAAAAUCCAAAGAAUCAAAUGGGCACUGGGAAAAAAACAGAAGGAAACAACUGGGCCAGUGGUUCUCAAGUCCAGUCCUCGAGGCCCACUGUCCUGCAUGUUUUGGAUGCUUCCCUGCUGCAACACACCUGAUUCAAAUGAUCAGCUCGUUAUCAAGCUCUGUAAUGGCUUAAUAACGAGUUAAUCAUUUGAAUCAGGUGUGUUGGAGCAGGGAAGCACCAAAACAUGCAGGACAGUGGACCUCGAGGACUGGACUUGAGAACCACUGAACUGGGGACACAAGCAUACGUUGACAUGGACAUAUGCGCACACACACACACACAAUGAACGCACCAAGACAGAGGGGAAGAUAGGGACUAUAUACACACACUGGGAAAUGAGUAACGGUUGAGGCAGACAAGACGCAGGUGAAACUCAUGGGUAAUUAACAAGGAAGGGAAAACUAGGGAAGUAAAAUCAGACUAGAAACACAAGGAAUCAACUACAACAAAAUAAAACACUGAAAACUGAUCCAAAGAAUAAAACACAGAGAACAGGAGGGAAACAAACACAAACUGAAAACUCACAAGACUGGAUCACAAGAACAAUAGGGAACAGAAACCAUAGACUGUAUAUAGGGUAAAACACACAGAAUAUACAUUCAAAUAACAAAACCAGGAAAACACUAGAUUAACAGAACAUAUCAUGACAUUUUUAUUGUUUAAAAAGAAACCAGACUGUUUUCUUGAAUGAGAAGAAUCAUGAGCACCUGUUAAUGUUAUUGUUGAUACACCUGGUUCAUACCUUUGUAACACUGAAGACUAAAAAAUAAAUCCUCUCACUCAACACAUGAACCAAAUCCCCAAAACAGAAACCAGAAAAGCAACUUAAACGUCCAUUUCCAAUAAAGUUGUAUAACUUAGUUCUCUGAUUCUUAUUUUGUGCCUCCAGCUCUGGUUUGUGUGGUGCGGGUGGAGGGGACCCCCUACAUCUGUCAGACAGACGAGGUUGGAGAGAUCUGUGUGAGCUCAGGUAGUACGGGUGUAGCUUAUUACGGCCUCCCAGGCAUGACCAAGAACGUCUUUGAGGUUUGUGUCUGAUUUUAUUAAGUGAGUGUUCAUUUUGCACUUCAUCAUCCGUCUGUAUGUGUUUGUAACAGUGUAAUAUCUUUUCAUAGACAAUCCCAGUGUUAGCAUCUGGGCUCCCGAUCAGCGACAGACCUUUUACCAGGACUUCCCUGCUGGGUUUUGUUGGUCCGGUAAGUUCACUCUUCCAUUCCUAAAAAACUUCUUGUUUACUUUCUUGUACCUCACUGGUUCUAUAUGUUCAAGCUUUUCCAACAAAUGCAGCUAAGGGAGACAGUUUUCACCAGGAGUCUCUCUCCAGUGACUUACAGUAAUUGGAAAGAACAUUUUAUUACAAGGAGGUCUGUAAACCUUAUGUAGAUGAUUUGUGACAACAGCGUUCACACUUUCAAAUUAAAAAGCUGUGAGGGUUUGUGUCAUAUUUACACAGUCAGCUAGAAGACUGAGUAAUCCAGGGUCAGUUUGAAGAACAAAUUAAAGGCAAACUCUGCCUGACUUAUUAUUUGCUGUCAUGUGGUGAUGGUUUUUAUUCCUGAGCUGAAAACACACUUCUUCUUUCUGUAGACUUCACAGCUCCGGGGUGUAAAGAUGACAAAGCCAAUGUAGAAAUGUAAAUGUAGAAUUACUUCAUGACUCAAAAAGUGUCAAGAUUUACCCACUUAAUAGUUUGAACGUUGGGUUUUCUAACAGGACAGCCUCGUGUUUAUUGUGGGGAAGAUGGACGGGCUGAUGGUGGUCAGUGGGCGGAGACACAAUGCUGAUGAUGUGGUUGCCACGGCGUUGGCAGUGGAGCCUAUGAAGUUUGUGUACAGGGGGAGGUAAGAAAGAAGGAAUCUGUUAACACACAUAACAAGUUUUCUCUACUCUUCUCCUUGUCUGUCAUUUUUCAUAUACAUGACUUUCUCGACUCUUUUGUGUUUCAGGAUAGCAGUGUUCUCUGUGUCUGUGCUGCAUGACGAGAGGAUCGUUGUUGUGGCCGAGCAGAGGCCAGACGCCUCAGAGGAGGACAGUUUCCAGUGGAUGAGCCGUGUCCUCCAGGUGCUCACUGUGCUCUUUCUCUUUCACACCUUAUCACUUUAUUCAUACAGUAAAAAUGAGGACAAGAGGAAACUUCCUUUUUGUUCCUGACUAAAGCUCAAACUGGACCAAAGCACAAAGCUUCGGUUUGUCUGAUGACCUUUUUUUUCCUUGUCUCCAGGCCAUAGAUAGCAUCCACCAGGUCGGAGUGUACUGUCUUGCUUUGGUACCUGCCAACACGCUUCCUAAGGCUCCCUUGGGUGGCAUCCACAUAUCCGAGACAAAGCAGCGCUUCCUAGAGGGCGCCUUGCACCCCUGCAACGUCCUCAUGUGCCCUCACACGUGUGUCACCAACCUUCCUAAGCCAAGACAGAAACAACCAGGUAGACCAACCAAUGUCCUCACAUUCACCAGGUUUGGAGAUGAAUGCAUGCAGACUAACUCUUACCUGCUGUGUGUGUGUAUAUCUAAUGCCGUGAAUGUCGACCCUGACUCCAGGGAUUUUAAUGAUGAUGAUACUAAUGAGACUUUUGAUGCACAGAGGUGAGUCCUGCUUCUAUGAUAGUGGGCAACCUGGUGGCAGGAAAGAGGAUUGCACAGGCCUGUGGGAGAGAUGUGGCCCAGCUAGAGGACAAUGAACAGGUUUGUGGAUUCACUUCCUUAUUUCACUCACUCUCAUCUCUAGACAUGUGUUAGUGUCCGUAUUAGCGGGGGCAGAGUAAAAACCACAGAGGAGAGGACAUGGUUUUGAGCCCCUGCUGUUCUUUAAUUGUAUUCUCUUCGCCCACCUUGUACCUCCGUGCCCCCUGUUGUUUGUGUUUGAAACCAUCACUGUCACAGUUCUUGUUUGUGCUGUAGUUGUGUGUUACUCUCAUUUAUUUUCUCUACAGCUGAGCUUGUGUUUCUCCUCUUCCUCCUGUAGUUCCUGUACAUACAAGAUGUGCUGCAGUGGAGAGCACAGGCCACACCAGACCACCCUCUAUUCCUUGUUUUGAACUCUAAGGUAUGCUCCCUCGAUGUAACAGCAGUUUACAAUCUGAAUGAAUGAAUACCUGGAAAUGUAGUUUGUUAAUAGAUUUGAAAAAGUUGGAUGGUUAGGCUACUUUUGGAUAGUUUAAAACCUAAUUAAUCUAGGCACUUAUUGUUGUGUUUUGGAUCUCCAACAUGACCUACAAGAAUUAACCCUUAGUUCCUGUUAAUUUUAAGCUCCAUCCAGCCUCCUUUGUCCCCAAAACGGACAUGCAGAUAAGUGUUCAUAAAAUAAUCUUUUUUUAAUUUUUUACUUUUUUCAACUCAUAUCUCUCAAAACUCCGCUCACCGCAUGCCCGGUUAUAAACAUGGACGCAGAUUUGCACCCAUGCGUCCUCGCAGGAGCAAACAAACUUUUCCUUACACUCUUAGACAUCCAUAUCUAGUGGCAGGUAAAGUUUCAUUCAAGUCUGAUGAUGUUUAGUGGAUGAAAUAGCGCUUCAAACAUUAUGAGUCCAUAAAUAAAGACCUUCGUACACGGCACUGAAGGAGUUAGAAUUAUGUGCUGGCACAAUCUCUUGUAUCACUGUUGGAAAGUAAAAUUUGAAACCCUGGUGAUCGACUGACUACAAAAAAAGGUUGUAAUAUGUUGAUAUGGUGCCAUAAACACACGGCCAAAAAACGUGUUUUUAAUGGAAGUCAAUUGUCCGUUUUGUAGACAAAGUUGGGUGGACGAAGCUAAAAUGCUGCGAUAGAGUUCUACAGGCGACAUUUUUUUUUUUUUUUUUUUUAAUAUGAAGAAAAUAAAAACUCUCACCAAAUUUGAUGCCCCAGUUUUUAAAAAUGUGACUGUCAGCUUAAAAUAAAAAUGAAAAAAAUAACAAAUGUCCCUAGUAGGAACUGAGGGUUAAAUCCACCAGGAGACAAAAGCUGCCUCUAUGCAAAUCUUUAAGUUUAUUUCUAAAACUUAGCCAUACUUAUACCUCUCUUCUGCUCCUCAGGGUACAGUGGCUAGCACAGCUUCCUGCCUGCAGCUGCAUAAGCGAGCGGAGCGGGUGGCUGCCGCACUCAUGGGACGCCUCAACACUGGAGACCAUGUAGCCCUUGUUUACCCGCCAGGUGAGAGGUGCAACCCAUGACUGUGCUGCUUGUCCAUUUAUCCCUGUUCUCAUGUCACAUAUUUCUAAAGGCAAUGAAUGAAUCAAAAUGAUCAAAACAUUUGUGUGCAGGAAUCGACCUGAUCGCCACCUUUUAUGGGUGCCUGUAUGCUGGCUGUGUGCCUGUCACUGUCAGACCUCCGCACCCCCAGAACCUGGCAACCACCCUGCCCACUGUCAAGAUGAUUGUGGAGGUAACACAGUCUGCUGAGCUGCAUCAUAGCGCUAACCUGACCCCUCACCUCACAGUUCUAAUACUUACUGACCUUCUUCUAAUGGGUUCUCUUAUCGCAUUAGGUUGCAUGGAGAUUAAAAAUUACAUACAUACGUGUACUAAUGCUGUGAUAUCUGUUUGUUGUAGGUCAGCAAGUCAGUGUGCAUCCUGACCACUCAAGCAAUAAUGAAGCUGCUGAAAUCCAAAGAGGCAGCUGCUGCUGUGGACAUCAAGAGCUGGCCCACGGUGCUGGAUACAGGUCAGUGUUAGACACAAAGAGGACACCUGCUGCAACUGGAGUGCAACAAUUAAACUUGAGCAAUUUUUUUCAUCGUCCAGAUGAUCUCCCCAGGAAGAAGAGCCCCCAAAUGUACAAACCCCCUACCCCAGAGAUGUUAGCUUAUCUGGACUUCAGUGUGUCUACAACAGGCAUUUUAGCCGGGGUCAAAGUACGUUUGAUGUUACAAAUCUCAAUCGUUUCAAUUAUUCAUUUUUUUUUUCCUGCAAUUAUAACCAAACUAAAUUUAAAACAUAAUCUGCUUCUUUUUGUUGCUUUGAUUAAGUCUCUGUUUGUGUGUGUUAUGUUAUCUCCUCCAGAUGUCUCAUGCUGCCACCAGUGCCUUGUGUCGCUCCAUCAAACUGCAGUGUGAACUCUACCCAUCCAGGCAAAUCGCCAUCUGUCUGGAUCCGUACUGCGGCUUGGGCUUUGCUCUCUGGUGUCUGUGCAGGUAAACCACCAGUUACAAAUAAAUGAGAAGAGCUUGAAUCCAGACUGAAUCUACAUUUUCCUCACUCAUUUAACUCUCCUUUUGUAUUUCUGGUUCCAGUGUGUACUCAGGGCACCAGUCCAUCCUGGUUCCUCCUCUGGAACUGGAGAGCAAUGCGUCUCUGUGGCUGGCUGCGGUCAGCCAGUAUAAAGUCCGUGUCACCUUCUGCUCCUAUUCAGUCAUGGAGAUGUGCACCAAGGGCCUCGGCUCACAGACUGAAGCACUGAGGGUCAGUUUUUUGUCUUCAGGUGUUGAGCUGUAACAAACUGCAGUGUUUUCCUCUCCCGAGCUUUAAAUUUGAUCAUCAUUGAGUCCUUUCCUUGCUGUUCUGUUACUUACUACACCAUUGUUUUUUUUUCAAGACACAGUCAGGGUACUUCACUUUUCUGUACCUCUGCACUGAUUACCUCCUGCAGCACCUGAGAUUGGAUUUUUAUUUUACAAAUCAUGUCUGCGGCUCAAUACUAGAAAUAAGGUCAUAAGAAGUUUUAUUAAUAUGUAAAUGCAGUUAUUGAACUACUUUGAUUUGAGCCUCCACUAUCACCUUUGCAGAUUGAACAUUGUAUUAUUACGAGUAUGGCAGCCUGUUUCCUCACAGCUUCAAUGGAAAUGCGUUUUAUUUUCUCUGAUUAAACUCCUUCUUCCUCUUCUCCAGCUGCGAAACGUGAACCUGUCCUGUGUUCGUACAUGCAUGGUGGUAGCAGAGGAGAGGCCCCGGAUCGCACUCACUCAGUCAUUCUCAAAGAUUUUCAAGGACUUGGGGCUCUCACCUCGAGCAGUCAGCACCACCUUCGGCUGCAGGGUGAAUGUGGCGAUAUGUUUGCAGGUAAGAGGGUUAGUGGUCCAGAGUCUAACAGAUCAAAUAAACCCUAUAAAACCUUGAGAGGGUCGAUUAGCUGCAGGUUUCAAGCCAAAAUGUGGGUGAGGAUGUUUUUAAAAGCUAAAUGUGAAUCGAAAGUACUUUAGAAACAAGUACCACACACCAGCAAACAACAUGACGCCUGCCUGCUGUAAAAAGGGAUCGAGAGUGAUAGAUUCCAAGAGUAAAGAAACUGUCAAAAAAUGUAUUGAUUGAAGAAAAUUGGAAUCUAACAGCUUUAAUUGAAAGCCUUUCUAUGAAAUCUCUGGUUAGUUGUCAGGUAGAAAAAAGUUUUGUUCCCUCAUUUACGUCUUACGAAUUUACAGAAUAAAGUCAACCUAGAAUUUUUUGGCUAUAUUUUUUUCUUUUUAAGUUUUCUGCAAAUGUACACAUCCUCUAAAAGUUUAUAUGACUGCAACAUCUUCUUUUAAAUCCACUAAACGAGGUUAAGGGAUUCAGUGCAACUUAUGUUUUUGAACUGGAGUGAAAAUACCCACCAACCCACCCACUGACUGCUUCUCAGUAGGACUGCUAGUUGUUUUUUUCUUUCCACUGGUGGCUCCUACAAGCUGUGUUUAGUUUCCUUGCCAUUAUUCGUGGUAUUUUUGUUCAUUUAAGGAAUGUUUGCAUGUGUCCACGUACAUCAAUCUACCUGUAUAUAUAUCUUUAUUUAUCUGUCCUGCCCUGUCCCGUCAGCCCAACAGGUUAGGGAAGCUGGCUGAGCAGGUAACUGUAGGAGAAGAGUUGCUGUUUGCUCACUGGGCUGCUGCUGAAUCUGUGUGUGUGUGUGUUUGUGUGUGUUAGUUUUGUCGGUGUGUUCAUGUCUGCGGUUUUAUUUGUCUUGCAUGACCAUGGUUAACUUUAUUUGACUGAUUCUGUAGUUUUUCUUUUUCUCUGAUGAGCUUCACUCUUCAUUUUCAGCUCAGGCUGGCUCCUGACCAUUGCUUUAUGAUCCAAGGUUGUAUGUAAUGUGCUGCUGAGAUAUAACAUGAGCUAGCUUCAUGAGCUCUGCCAUGAUACAGUUCAUUUUAGAGGAAUUUUAUUUGGAGGAGCGCUCAGUAAAAACGAAUGAGUGAUAGGAACCUCAGCCAAAAAAAAAAAAAAAACAAUAAACAGUUACUUUAUGUUUGUUUCUGCAAGUGAAAGGACAGUUUUUCUCAAGUUUAAGGGCUAGCCUUUGAAAUCCCCGUAUUGAACAUUUACAGCAAUUAAAGGUGGGGUAGGCAGGAUCUGAGGAAGUGCCAGUUUUUGGGAGAAAUCUUGAAUGUAAACGGUACCCCUCCCAACCAGUUUUCCCCUCAGCUCCUCCUCUCCCCUCCCUCUCUGCUCCAGAAAGCUCCACCCACAAACAGACGCUGCUGCUCUCUCGUAUCGUUCCAAUUAUAUUCAGAUAUAACUCAGAUAAAUACUUCGGAUGGGGCACAGUUGACAUGAAAGUAAAAAGCAUUGGUGCUACUGUAGAUGCCAACAGACUACCAGCAAACACAAUGUUUGCAGGACAUCUACAACUAGGAUGAAGUGACAUUUUCCAGGACCCGAGGUCAACAGUUUAGUGGCACUACAACACACAGCAGGUCCUGUUUGACAAGAAACACUUCUGUUACAGACACUUGGCUUACUUUGUUAAAGUGGUUUACCUGUCCAGCAGAAAGGUUACAGGGUCCGUAAGAUCCUGAAGCACCCUCUAUCGUUUUAUGUUGACCUGGCUUUUUAGCUUUUGUCCAGUCUACCUCCUUUUUAAGCGCCCGUUAUUCUGCCAGUGUCUCUGGUAUUUACUUUGUUUUAUUGCUUGUGUUGGCAGUCGUGGCCAAAGGAGGAUUCAGACAAUUUUCCGAACUUUCUGGUUGGUUUCGGCUGUCCGAUAUUGUAGCACGCUAACUUUGUUUGGGCUCGUGAACAUUAUUCGUGGAGCGUGCCUCACAACAUGAGGAAGCAGCGUCUACCUCACAACCAAUCAGCAUUAAGGAGCAGUGUCCGCUUCACAACCAAUCAGGUCGGCAAGGUGGAGAACGGCUUUGUUUACAGUCAGAAUGAACGGCCCGCUCAAAACUUUUGAAAUGUUGACUACCCAGGCAUAAGAGAAUUCAGCGGUAUUUGUGAUAUUCCCAAAUGUCAUCAAUGACUAAUAGCCAUUGACUGAUAUUAAAAGCUUUUUUGUAUAUACACCAUAAAAAAAGAUGCUUCUUUAACGGAUUCCUGCCUACCCCACCUUUAACUGUAGUUUCUUUUGGCAUUUGUAGAAGACAAGAAUUGGUUUAUUUCUAUAGUUUUAUCUGCUGAUAGAUUUUUCUGAGAACAUUUUCUUUGGGUGAUUUUUCUUUUCCAAAUAAAACUUUUAAAGGAAUGCUACUCACAAUUUGAGUCUGGUGUUUACAAUGAUGAACUAGCGUGUCAAUUAGGUUAAUAAAAGUACAAUGUUGUCUGCUAGUGACACAUUUACCAGGUCCACUAGCCUUAUAAUGUUUUUUUUUUGUUAUUGGCAUUACUAAUCUCUGGAUGGAGUCUCACUGGUGUUUGCUGCUGAUGCUGAAGCCCCUGCUAAAUAAAUCAGCCCACUCGCUCUGUGUUUGACCUCACGGACAGAAAACCCUGACUCACUGCUGGCUAGCUUCUGCUCUGGCUAUAUCCUGGCAGAAGAUUGAUGGUAAACAUAAUGUGUUGUGUCUUGUGUUGCAGCAGUAAUGAUGACAAAUCCAGAAGCAUUUAAAAAUCCAUAUCUGACAACCAGAACAGUACUUGAGAAAUGAUCCUUUAAGAAAUCUGGUGCAUUUAAAGAACUCUGGACAUCUAAUCCAAACAAAUGAUCCUCAUUUACCUUUUUUUCUGACUUUUGUGUGCUGUAUUUGUUACUGGGGAGAAAUAGUAGGAGGAAAUAAACACUUCAUUUAUUAUUUAUUACUUACAAGCUUCCAAGAACUGGCAGUGGAGCAUUUCCAAACCCUCUUACACUUGUAUGAAAACAAACAAGCCUCAUUAGAGCGGCUGAAUUUAACUCUGCAGGAACUUACAGUGUCUGUAGUCCUAACUAUCCUGGCCUGGCUGGUUGGCUGGCUUCUGGCUGCCCCCUCUGCUUUGUAUCACAAGCAGCUUCCACCUCUCCUCCAGGCAGUAAAUAGCCUCAACGUGAGAGUUUUGAGGGUCACAUUACUGACUUUUAUUUCUGUCCUUGUUUUCCUCCAGGGCACAGCUGGACCAGAUCCCACUACUGUUUACGUGGACAUGAGAGCUCUACGGCACGACAGGUAGGAGCCGUAGCACCAGAGUGGACCCUAUACAUCCCUACAUAAACAUGGCUGUGGUCUCUGUGACAUUGCCCACUGGUUUCUAAAACAGCUUUGAAGCUUAACAACAGUGCUCAACAUAUGGCAAUGCUUUUGUCGAACUGAUGCUUCCCUGAUGGGUGUGUCUGUCAGAUAAAGUAUUUAACAGAUGGCUGCUAAAAUCACUUUUGUUUAUAUUUUUUACCUGCAAAUGUUUGCAGCAAUUGAUAUUUACAAAAGUGGAUUAGGGCCACAAGAAGAGAAAAAAAUAAUUAGUUUUUUUUUUUUAUUUACGUUUCGAGAUUAAAGUCAAAAUUGAAAAAAGUUGAAAUGAAAAAAAUCAAAAUUUCGAGAUUAAGGUCCUCCAAGUUUGUUUGUUUUUUCCUUCAUAAUCUUCAGCACAGUCUUUUUAGAGUCCAAAUACUUAUGACCACACUGUUUUUGUGCUAAAAGAGCAAGGAUUUCUGUCGCACUGAAUCCAGUUCUGAAGUACAGCUUUACAAACUGUUCUACAGAGGACGUGUUGUUGAGUGAUGAGCGACAAUGCUGUUGAUUAAUUGUCAUUCAUCUCAUCAUUAUGACUUUAUUCAAGAAAUUUUGUCUUUAUUUGCGUCGACUUUAAUCUCGAAAUGUUGACUUUUAUCUUGAAAUGUCAUAUUUAAUCUCCGUCCUGUAAUUAUUUUUUCUCUUCAUGUGGCCUUAGUCCUCUUAAGUAAUGCUUAACUUGAAAGUUGAAAAACAACAGGAACAUUUUUACACCUUUUGUCUUUUUUUCCAGGGUUCGUCUGGUCGAGAGAGGGUCGCCUCACAGUUUACCUCUGAUGGAGUCUGGGAAGGUACGGCUAGACCCCCUUUACACAGUGAUGCUAUGAAGUAAAUAUUCCUCUGUUUUUCUUCAUGCACAGUUGUUUAACUCGUUGCUGUGUGCUGUUGUAGAUCCUUCCAGGAGUGAAGGUGAUCAUUGCCAACACAGAGACUAAAGGACCUUUGGGAGACUCACAUCUAGGAGAGGUAUUGUCACCUAGAGGUUAUCAGAGAGACUUGACUGUCACCUAUUUAAUCCUUCAACAACCAAAGGGGUUACAUGAGCUGAAGUUACGUUGCUUUAGUCAGCUUUCAUUCUUUGUGUUAUAGAUCUGGGUGAGCAGUCCUCACAAUGCCACAGGCUACUACACAGUUUACGGAGAGGAGGCGCUGCAUGCAGACCACUUUAACACCAAGCUCAGCUUCGGGGACACCCAGAGUGUGUGGGCGAGGACAGGCUACCUGGGAUUCCUGCGGCGUACUGAGCUGACAGAUGCAAGUGGAGGUGAGAAUUAUCAAUGCUUAAAGGUAUAUUCUGGCGUAAAAUUAAGUUGGGCUCAAACACACUGUUAACACCGUGGUGUCUAACGCUGAGUUAGACACCCUGGCGAGAGAUAAUUGUUGCCGACUGCUUGCUUCUCUAGUUAUACCAACUUUAGCAAUGAUCGCAGGAUAGUAAUACAGAGAGCCACGUGUUCAACCAAAAAGCCACUCUAUAGCCACAAAUAAUGCUCAGAACAGCACCUAACUUCAUCAACAGUACAUAUAGGGUCCCAGCCAUUGUACCAGCCACCAAACAUCUUUUAAACUUUGCCUAAUUUCUUCAGCACAGAGACUAAACACAAUUCACCCACUCUCCUCUAGCAGCCAUUUGUUUGUACAGAGACCUUGGGCGAGUCCAUCACUGACUACAGCAGGGUGACGCAGCUCAUGGAAGAACAUUUAUGAUUAUUUCUUUAUGGAAAUGCAAUCAGACCGAGACGCUAAGGCGGAAGAACUACCGCGUCUGCAGUGCAAAAUGAUUAUUAUGAUGAUUAUUACUUCAAGGAAAUGAUAAAGUAAUGAUCAUAAAUGUUCUUCCUGAGCUGCGUCACCCCCCGCUUCAGUCGAUGGACUCACCUGGAGGUCUCCUUACGAACAAGCAGCUGCUGGAAGAGAAUGGGUGGGUUGUGAUUAGUCUCUUUGCUAAAGAAAUCAGGGAAAGCUAAAAGAUGUUUGAUGGCUAGUACUAUGGCUAGGACCCUAAAUGUACUGUUGAUGAAGUUAGGUGCUGUUCUGAGCAUUAUUUGUGGCUUUAGAGUGGCUUUUGGGUUGAGCGCGUGGUUCUCUGUAUUGCUAUCGUGUGGUUGUUACUAAAGUUGGUAUAACUAGAGAAGCAAGCAGUCUGCAACAUUCAUCUCUCGAGGGGAUGUCUAACUCAGUGUUGUGGUGUGUCUGACCAUAACUUAAAUUUACGCCGGAAUAUCCCUUUAAUGGGGUUUGAAAAGCAGAUCAUUUCUCUCUAUAAUGAUAAAACUGGAAACUCUGAACCAAUCCAAUACACGUGUGUUUCUUCUGUGUGUAUCUCAGAGCGUCAUGAUGCCCUUUACGUGGUGGGCUCUCUUGAUGAGACUCUGGAGUUAAGGGGGAUGAGGUAUCAUCCCAUUGACAUCGAAACCUCUGUUAUCCGUUCACACAAGAGCAUAGCCGAGUGGUGAGAAGUUCACACCAACUAUUGAUCACUAUUUUAUCACUAUUUAUCAUGUUAACAGAACAUUAGUUCAUUUCAUAUAACCUGUUCUCCACCUCCUCACUCCAGCGCUGUGUUCACUUGGACCAACCUCCUCGUGGUGGUGGUGGAGCUGGAGGGAUCUGAGCAGGAAGCCCUGGAUCUGGUCGCUCUGGUCACCAACGUCGUGCUGGAGGAGCAUUACCUCAUUGUUGGAGUGGUGGUGGUAGUGGACCCGGGCGUCAUCCCCAUCAACUCCCGGGGAGAGAAGCAACGUAUGCACCUCAGAGACGGAUUCUUGGCUGACCAGCUGGACCCCAUUUAUGUCGCCUACAAUAUGUGA